This is a messenger RNA of Xyrichtys novacula (pearly razorfish), 46060 nucleotides long. Lineage: Eukaryota; Metazoa; Chordata; Actinopteri; Labriformes; Labridae. The record is from the annotation of a GenBank genome assembly.
CUUCGUCUUGAUGAGCUACAAAAUUUAAAUACUGCUUGCAUCUUAAUAAGCAAUGAUAAUGAACCAACAGUGUUUCUAUAAUUAACCUAUUUAACUGACAAAGUUCUUUUUUUAUGAUCACAUUUUUUGUUUUUACUUUCACUUAAAUCUGAUGAACGGGAUUUAUUUCGAGAUUGAGAGGCAGCUACAAGGACAAUGAAGACAAUAGAUGAAGACAGUUCAGGCUGUUUUAAAUAAAAUAAAUAAAUAGAUAAAUAAAAUAUAAUACAAUAAACAUAUUUGAUCUGCUGCAACACAGCUAAUGUUAGCAUUUAACCACUUCUUAGACAUAAACUACGUGCUCUUGUGAGUUUUUUUUUCUAUUGAUGAAAUACACUGAAAUUCAUAUUGAUAUUUGUUUAUAAUAAACAAACAAGCAAAAAAGAACAAAAAAAAAUCAACAAUAACAAGGUUGUACACAUUUAUAGAGUAAAUUUUGUUCCCUGAAACUGGUCCAAGGGGGUACAUGACAGCUGAACAGUUGAAGAGGCAGCCCUGAGUCGUGUAAAUACAUGGUUCUGCCCUAUCACUGUGUACAUAAAAAAAAAGCUAAGAAAAAGCUAAAAAGCUAAGCCAAAAUGUCUUUGUCCACAAACCAAAUGAUCCUCACAGGAGCUUUAAAAAACACAGAUGCGAUGGGAAAAUUGAAAAUUUUCCUCAAGCAAAGUGAGGAUUUUAUUUAUUUUAUAAAUAACUGCUUUGGAUGAGCACAUGGUUAUCUGUACAUCAUGUUACCCAACUAACUGUUCUAUAGGAUGUCUGUGUAAUUGAGUGGUGACCUUGCUUAUGAGUGACCUUCAGCCUCUUAAUACAACAACCAACAAAAGCAUUCAACUGAAAGUCAGCAGCAAACAGAGUCAGUCCUUUAACCCUUUCACCAGUGGCCUUUCUUGGUAAAUCAAUUUGCAAGAAUUCAGAAUGAAAACAUUACCACACUACUAAAAUUCUAAUGUUAGCUGUGAGUCAUCAACAUUUUUUACUUAAAAUAUGGUUUUCAUAUUUUUUCUUUUAUUUAUUUUAUCAAAGAAUAACACAACGUCUAGUACAAGUGUCCUGCAGCUGUUUUGUGUUUGACCUUCCUCUAAGGACAGACAUUAUUUUUAGGGAGUUGUUUUUUUUUUUUUUUUCUGAGACAAAAGCCAACAAACUGUAGACAUGUAAACAGAGGGCUGUAAAAAUGUAAAUGUAAUCUAUUCUGUUCAUAAAGUAUAUAAAUAUAUUUUAUGUUACAUUAGUCCACACAAGUCAAGAGGAAAUGAGGACAUAUGUAAGAGAUGAUGAGACACAUAUAGAUCAAAGAGAGAGGAGCACUCUGCAUUACACUGACAGAUAUAAUGGUGAGUGUUCUUGUAAAAAUUUUAUAGGAGAGACAGAGAGAGCAAGAGAGAGAGAGAAGAGCGACCCUGAGUGUGUGUGCGUGUGUGUGUGUGUGUGUGUGUGUGUAACUGUAUCCCCCUGGUGAAAUGUGCUUACUGCUUCAGUUUGCUGUCCUUCACCACUGUCCCUUAACCUAACCCCUACAUGGCACAUUGCCAGACGGUGUGUUUAUGCGUGAAUCUAUAAUAUGCAAAUGUAAGAAAGUGAAGGUGUUUGUCUUCAUUCAGAGAAGGAGAAGGGUUCAUACAUACAUCUUCUCUUCAGAAGUGUCACACUCGUACCCUGCCUGACUGGACACUGCCAUUAAUGCUUUACUGCCUGCCUCAAACACUGGGUUAUUCUCAACAGCCUGACCUAUUAUAACAAGAGUGCUUCACUGACUGAAUGUCAUUAAGUGUUCCUACACCUUGUAAUUCUUCAAGCAGAGCACAGCUGACUUCUUGUUUGAAGGCUUUUUAGCAUUUCAGAAUUAGCUUGACAUUUACUCGACAUUGUACCAUGUGUCAGUCUCACCUCAGCCACCUCCACCUAAUACUCUCCCACCUCUCUGAAACAACACUUGUAAGCACUUUUACGAUAUCUGAUCCAAAUUAACACUUUGUCAGGCAGGAUUCAAAUUGCUCACACAUGAAAGUGGAACUGUAUCGUGUUUUUCAACUUUGUGCUACUGUCCUAAUCCCACAGCCAUGUUUUAAUUUCAUCAUCCUGACUAUCCAAGCACUUCACUGUGGGAGGUUCAUUGAAUGACAAAUUGGUAAUGGGAGAUUGGUGUAUCAGAGUUUCACUGAGGGCCACCUAACCCUCUGGUAUUUGACGCUUUGCAUUGUGGGACAUGAUAGGAUAAAGCAUAAGGAGGCUGUCAUACACCAGCCCAUAGGCUUAUAUGCUGAAUUUGCUAAAAAAAAAAAAAAAAAAAAAAAGGCUGACAAGAUUUAGCAGGAAUACAUAAAUAAAGACUUUCCUAAACAUUUAUUUCAAUGUAGGAAUAUAUUAAAUAUAAUAUAUAAUAUUAAUAUUCAGUAACACUUUACAACAACCAUAACUUCUUAAUGGUAAAUAGACCAUUAAUAAAUGGUAAUAACUGGUAAGCAGAUACUUUAUUAAUGUUUAAUCAUCAUUAAUAAAAAGCAUACAGACCAUUUAUAAAUUGUAAAAUUUACACUUUUAAAAACCCAACCCUAACCCAAACUUUACAAUAACCAUCUAAGUAAUGUUUAUAGGUGGUUUAAAAACCAAAUAUUAACCAUUUACAAAGUGCUACUGACACACAUUUUAAUCUAGAUGUUUUACAACCAAUAUUUAAACCCUUUAUAAACCUUUAAUAAAUAGUCCAUUAAUAAUUAAUGAAAAUUAUAUUAACUUACAUUGAUAAACUAUCUAUUUGCCAUUUAUAAUUGGUCUACAUACUGUUUUUCAAUAAUGAUUAAACAUUAAUUAACUAUCUAUUUACCAUUUAUAGAUUACGGUUAUUGUAAAGUGUAACCUAUUAUUCUUUGUUACAGUUUAUAUAAAGUAGAACACACUGAUUUGAUUUUAUAAAUUAAUAAAAGAGUUUGAUGUACAUAGUGAUAGGGCAGAACCAUGUAUCGUUUUAACAUUGCAACAGCACUAUGAGCAUGUACAUUAGUCACACUGCAGGACUUGUCAAUCAUAUUACCCAAAACCGUUGUCACAUGUUGUCACCACUUCCUCUCAUCCAGGAAUAAAAUCAGAUUAAUGUCUAUCUGAAAUCACUCUGAUGUAGUCCAUCAUUAGCACAUGCCGACAAACUGACUGCUGAGCAGACAGUCUGUAUCUGUAUGACAUGACAGUGGAAGGGAACAUGCACCCAAGUGCUGGCACUGCUACUGUCACAGAUACCCGGAAAACACUCCAUCAAAUAUCAUGAUUAGACAGUGUUGUCUCGCUCAUCUCAACACUGUGCUCGUUGACAGUGUGGGCAUACAGACUGCAAAACCUACAGGGCUACAGAGGGUUUACUUUUAGUGUUUACUACACCUGCAGAGCACAGACAUUGCAGUCAUGUAAAUAUCAUAUGCAGAAGAAGUUUUUUUUUGGUUUGAUUUGGGCUUGCAACAAAGAUAAACAAUUUUUAGCAUUGAGAGGAAUGAUAAUUUACAUGUAAGUUAGUAAGUUACGUAUAUUUGUAUGGUUUAGUUUGGUAUGGCCACAUAUUGCUCUCCCUGUCUCCUCCUCUCAUGUCAUACAUCUCCAUACACGUGUCGGAGCAGCUGUCGGAGAGGUGAACACAGUGUAGCAUAAGUAGUCAUGAGUUUUGAUUUGAAAGCUGGAAACAGACUUUGAGAUCCAAAUCAUAGAUAAUAACAAUAGUUGUAUUGAAACUUUUAGAUGUUUCUAAGCAGUCAAAUACAGCACAUUUUUCUGUUAUAAAUUCCUGUAAUGCUUUAUCACAAUAUACUGUAUCGUGCAGAAAGGGAAAAAUAAAUGACUAUAAUAGUAUUUUCAACACACUCACAACAAACUCAGCUUUAUUGCUCCCCUUAGCAAGCUCCAUUGUCCAUUUAGUGCCUCUCAUCUUAUUGUUUUGAAAUUGCAACCAGUAACUUUAAUUGUUAAAACCAAAAUCAGAGUGAAAAGUCAGUUUUUGUAUAAAACUGGCCAAGUGUGUAAUAUUUGACAUGAUUCCCACAACUUCCAGAAUUUGUAAUCCAGCGUGCAAGUUUAAAGACAGCCUUUUUCCGUGUACUCAUGUGGGCAGAAAGUCAAUCAGGUUUAAGAUAGCAUCACUGCUAUACAGCACAUGUUAUUAUUGGAUACAUUCACUGUGUCUUGAAUGUCAGCUGAGGCCCCUGCAAGGAUGAUUUCACCUGGUUAUGAAAUAUAUUGAAUUUGAUUGACUGAAGUUUCUCUUUAGAGGUUUUGCCUCAAAUGAUUGGCCUAAGUCUGACUCUAGCCUGUGGCUCCUGUCGUGCAUGCCUCUCCCUGUAGGACAUAGCUGUAUCAUCUCUAAUUAAAAACAAUAACAGCCCCAAAAUAUUGGUUAAAUAAUCAACUUCAUUAACCAUCUAAAAAGUUGUCAUCUUUGAUAACAGUACAUCCAUUAAUUCUGUUCAAAACUAAUUUAAACCUGUUGUAGGUCCAAAGGUCUGCCCUCCUUUUGCUGCUAUGGAAAAUAAAGCGAAGCAGAUAACUUACAAUGAAAUGGUGUGUGCCCAGCUUUGUUGGGUUAUACAUGGAGCUUUGACUAACAUAAAUAAUAAUGAUAUUUUAAUUGCAUUUUGUAUUGAUAGUUUAAUGAAAACUUAACUAUGAAUUCAUAAAUGAAGUCAACUGGGUAUUCAUGGUGUAUUUUAAAAAAAAAUCUGGGUUUAGGAGAAACAUCAAAAUUUUCUUAAGUGUCCUUUAGUUCUCAAGUUUAGGAAGUUUAAGAAAGAUGGGUGACAAUGUACAACUGAAACAGCAUACAUCUUUGGCCACAAAUGGUGCCAAAUUUAUGCAAAUUAAAAGUUUCUUAUAGCAGCUGUAAGUGGUUAACCACGGCAAUAAAUCCUCUACAUCAUCAAGGAAAGAUAUCGAAGGUUAAGCAAAAUGGUAACUGAAAACAAGAUCUUACACAUAAACUGUCUUAGAUUAUGAGCUGUAUCGGCAAAGCAUUGAUCAAAAAACAGCAUGGUCUUAUCUCCAUGACAACAUGGAGAGAAGGUUGGAACUUUCUUACCAUAUUUUUGUCUUAAGUGGUGUAUUUUAGGAAUAAAUUUUUUAGAAAUAUAUCAGAUAAUGUCAGUAAAGAAACAACCCAUCUUAUCUAAAAUCUAUGGCCUACAUCUCCAAUUAGGUUAUCUAGCCCUGAUAGAUUAAGUUAGGCUAUCACAGCCGGUGAUCAUGAACAACCAUAGACUGUACAUACAGUUUAUGGUUGUGAUUAAGAAUUAAUAAAUGAGAAAAACACACAAUGCUGCAUUUUCAAGAUUAAAAAAACUGCCAGAAAAAGACAAAUAUUAAAUAAAUGUUGAUACAGAUCUCUGUAAACAAACAAUCAAGAAGCAGGGUUUUCUAUUUUCCCCACAAACUGUGUUUACAAUUUAGGUCCAAUAAGUUGCAUGUGAUUGCAGUCUGGGAACAGACUUUUUUGUCUGGUUAUCAACUCAGGUAUGUGUGUUAACAACAUUUGAAGAUAUAAAAUGUCCUUUAAAAACAUACUGGAGAUAUUAAGUAGAAUUUUAUCCAUGCUUUAUAAGGUUUUAUGACUAAAUAAGGACUGCCAAAAGUAUCUAGGGGAAAGCUUGUUCUGCAGAAUAUUUAUGUGUGUACUCAUUUCCAAAUCAAACAAAUACAGCGGUGUGUAAGCGCUCUGCUUCAUCUGCAUUCAUAUUUUUGCAUCAUGGUGUCAAAAUAUUCUCUCUUUUUCUUGUCUAUCAAGUUUCAAUGACUUCAGUCCUUCUUCUUGACAGCACACAGACAGACACACUCCAAUCCACAUUUCCUCUGAUCUGCCAUCCGUCGCCCUCCUCUGUGUCCUCCCCCUCCUUUUCCUCUCUCUCUCUCUCUCUCUCUCUCCUUCUCUCCCUCUCUCCAUGCCUGUAUCUCCCUCCUUCCACAGUUGUCCUCACAUAUUAGGUUCCCAUGUCCUAAGACGCAGAACGAGCCUCUGGAAUCUCGUGCACUGCUGCCUCUUCAAGGAAAGCUGUGACGGUAUGAGGGGUAAACAAGGAGGGGAUAGAGAGGACUAGAGAGGGGGAUUAAGAUGAAUCAAAGAGGAAUAAGAAGACAGUGAAGAAGAUGAAGAAGCUGAACAUCAGGACACCUGCGGUUUAAUGCAGCGACACUGCUGGCAUGUGGCUGUCUGUGCAGAGUAGUUCCCUCUCCUCUCUAGAGCUGCUUGCUGCAGGAUCUGCACUCAUGUCUCUGCUUGCUACUUUAUUUAUCUCAUAGCAGCGAGCAGUAACUUCAGCAUUUUCUCUCAAAGAGGACCUCUGUCUGUCACUUUAUGCCAGCCAACACUGACCUUUGGGGAAACUCUGCUGGACUAAAACCUGGAUCACUUCGAUCCUGGUGAAGAACAGAGGCGACCUAUGUGGGGCUCAGGUAAGCUCAUCACAGACUACUGAGCAAUGUGAAACCACUGACAACCUCGUGCAUUCCCUCUUUGAUCACCUUAAAGUGAACUGCAGGGGGGGCAAGCUAGGACGCCCUCAUUAUUGCAAUAUUCAGAGCAGAAAGAAAGAGUGGGUGACAGUCUUUCAGGAGACUUUGAAGGUUUCUCUCUUUGAUGAAAGUUAGGGAUGUCUCCAGCAAACGUCGGCACUCAGUGUCAGAGAAGACUCUGCACUUAGACCUGGGCUAACCCUUGACCUUUCUCGUGCAGCUGUUAUUUGACGGGAGGGAUUAAAGAGAGAGAAAAUGCGCUGAAAUAAAGACAGCACUGUGUUACAUGUUAUGGCACUCGGGUGUGUGCCGUAUCAUACCGUGUGCUGUAUACCGGUGUAUAUUUUUUGGUGAUACAAAUUUGUAAUAUUGCAUUAUUUAUACUGUAGGGACGCAAUGACGUAUGACAUUCCCAACUGCAUACACAACAACAAUGUCAGAGAGCAAGAGCAGCACAGCAGAGUCAACUUUGUCCACAAAUGAGGAUCUAGUGCCAAAAAAGGGAGCUAAAUCUGUGGUGUGGAGGUGGUUAGGCUAACACAGAUAAGAAGUUUUACCACCUAAAGCUAAAACACACGGCUGAAAAUCAGCAGGCUUUGAAGGCACCUGAUGAGGACAUGAAAACAGCUACUGGUGUUGAAAUCUACAAGAGGAUAAACAGCGGGACUAAUGUUGUCAACCUAUUACGUUUGAGGACAUAUUUAAAGAUAAAAAACAUGGGAAAAAUUUUUUUUUGGGGGGGUUGUAAACUUCUGUCCUGUUUAUGUGUGGAAAAUCUGAAUUUCUUUUCAUAAUUUAACCCUUUUUUAUCACCAAUAAUAAAAACACUGUUGUUUAGAAGCAGCAGCCGGUCACUAAAAAUAUGCUCUGUAAUUUUUUUCCAUAUCAUUAUCGCAAAUUGCCUUAAAAUAUUGUGAUAUCCUUUUGAGGCUAUAUUGCCCACCACAAAUCCUAUGUCAGUAUCAUGGAGGAGCUCUGCAGAUGCAAGAGAGAUUACAAACAAUGUGAGAUAAAUUGGAAGAUGCAUAGUCACAUGAAUGUAAGAAAAGUUUUGUAGGCCUACAGAAUGAAAAAACCACGAGCACAAAGUCAAAGUGGGAGAAGUGAAAAGAAAACUGUAAAACAAGGAAUAAGAGUUUACAAGUGAUUUAAUUCUUGCUAAUAUUAAAGAUGAAAGUGAGGAACUCAUUGUUAAUGUUGGCUUAAACUUUUCUUUAAAUCUUGUUAAUCCACUUUAAGUUAACAUUUCAACAUAAUUUCUGUAUGCUUCAUGGCACCAUUUUAAUGAUCUUUGCCAGAUGGAGUUGACUCAGCUGUUUUCAUGUGACUUUACACGUGAUGAGGGAACCAACUUGAAGGUGGGGCUGUUAGGGUCUUAAAUCUGGUCUCUGAUUUGCACUAACAUAUGGAAUUACACAUUCAAAUACCCAAAACUCACUUUAUGUAUGGCCUGGAACUCCAAUUUAUCUCUACCAAAAAGCAGAGACAAUUUCAAUACCUCUCUUCAGACCAUAUUAUUCAAUUUGCCUUUUCAAAACAUAAGAUAUACAUAUAAAAGUCAUUUAAAAAAAGGUUUUAUUAUAAUGAAGGCUGCGUGAUUCUACAUGCUGUGAGACAUAGCGCCCUCUUUUGACCAGUUGCCACUGGCAUUGAUGUAUAGUUCAGCUCAUUCUUACUCUCCGUUCUGGUGACACCUUUUUUUAACCUCUGAAGUGCAGUAAACAAACGCUCUACUCUCCACCCCUCCUAUUCCAGCUGCCACCAGAGCAGAAACUCAAGAUUUAGAUUUACAACGAAAGACCUCAGCUUCCUGCUGUUAGCAGUCUCCAGGGUUUCUUAAGAAGCACACCUUCAAUAUAUAAUUCCUCAUAAAACCAUGGCUUAGCAUGCUGGAAGGAGAUUCUCUGUGAAAAGUUGGACGUUUCAUGAACUGAUUUGUUUUCUUCAUCUUUGCCUGUUUGGUCACUUUAACCCAUACAUGGCUGACUGCUUAAGGAUGAUUAAUGUGUGAGGGACGUUAAAUGAAGACUUUGUUAAACAUGGGAACUCCUCAGAUCUCCAGAAAGCUCGCCAGUAAUGAUGACUGCUAAAAUUAGAGCCCAACAAGCCUGUCGACACACUUGUGGCCUCCUGGGGUAGUUUGAGAGAAUGACAAGAUGGUUGAGGUCACAUAGCUACACUCAACCACAAACACACAGACACACACACACGGCUUCUAUUUGCGCUGCACACAGACAUUGUUAUCAUUUUGUCUAUAUAUCACAAAAAUUUCUGCUUGACAGGAGGAAUGUAACUCCACCUCAACCGUAAAUGUGCGGCAUUUAGCGUGCUCGGCUCAUCUGCAAAACAUUUUUAUCGCUGUCUUUAGCAAAGUUAUGUUUUUGCUGAAUGCUGAAGUCUUUUCUAAUGUCAUCACAUUUUUUAAAUAACUAAAUAUGAUUGGGUGACCAUACGUCCUCUUUUACCCGGGCAUGUCCUCUUUUGAGGGGCUGUCCAGGGGGAGUUUAUAAAAUCCUUCAAAUGUCCGGGGUUUUGUAUGGAAGUUUUGAGUUUGUGUACCGUGGACUGAGUUGGUGGCACGUAAAAAACACUCUAUUCAUACCAAGCGAAGAUGCAUGCAAACCAUGUUUCUGUGCCUUACCUUUGUACAUUUUUAGGUUGAAAUACAAUGUCCAAAGGAGAAAAAGGCUAAAAUUGCAUUAAAAAUAAAGUUAUCAAUGCUCAGUAUUUUGCAACAGUUCUUAAUUUAGUAAUAAAAAAAAAACAAAACAUUUUGAUGAAUUUAACUUUUGAAUUGGACUUUGACGCAUUGAGUGGAAAUGGGAAAGUUGAAUGACGACAAGCAGUAAGAAAUGCUCCCUUGCUCACCCCUCCAUACAGCGACCAACAACCCCAAGUCCACUGGUGAAUUUCUAAAAAGACUCUCCUUUUCCUUGGCUGGUGAUACAACAACAAAUUGCAAUCAACUUUAAUUGUGACAAAUUAACAUGAAUCUGAACAUUUCAAUUGGGGUUGAAGUUAACAUUAUUCUACUUAUUUGUUAUAAUCACUUGUACCAAACAUUUCCAGUGAACGCAAUGCUGAAAAAAAGAAAUUAAGACUCCUUCAAAAACAAUUAAGUUGACAUUUUUGUUUCAGCACAAACAUAAUUUAUGUCACAAAUACUAAGUUAUCACAGCUAGCAGUACUGCUUUUGGUUUCAGUUAGUUUGUGGGAAGUCUUUUCUGUCUAUUGGGAAUUUAUCCUGAUUGUUAUUGAGUUUUGACCAAUCAGAAUCAAGUAUUUAAUGAAGCCUGCAUGAUAAAAAGUAGGAAAGUCUCCUAUUAGUGAUGCAAUUACAUCUUGCAACCUUAGAACUGCAAAACUAGUCAAGCGCUCUAAAGGCAACUUAAAGCCUUAAAGUCAGAUUCCCAUGAGACACGUGGACACUGAGGACGGUGCUUCACCUGAGCCAAGAGGCCGGGUCUCAGUUUCCCAUGGUGACACCCAUUAAAGUCCUGCUGCGUCUGACCCUCUUGCCUCAGACAGCCACAUUAGCACCUGGCCCAUUGGCUACAACAAUGCAGCUACCUGCAUAAUUCAGCACAACUCAACUAAUGAGGAAACCUAACCUGAUGCACACAAACCUGAUCCCAGCCUUGCGCAAGUUAAACACACACACAGGCAUCUGGUUUAUUGUGUUUGUUUUGUUGUGAUGAUUAUGAGUCAUGUCAAACUAGAUCCCUUUUUUUAACAGUCAUCUUGUGAUAGUGCUGCCAGAUUUGCUUGAGUGAGUUUCAUAAAGUCAUGAAUAUACAUUAACACAGCACUCUUCUUCACAGACUUCACUCUGGUUAAUGUUGGUAGAGCCAUGUGUGCACAAGGCUAACUUAUUGAGCUCACACGGCACCUUUUGCAUGUCAGUGAGCUGUCAGCGACCUCCUUCAUCGCGCUGUUCCAACAUAUCUUCAACAUUUCCUCACCUUCCUUGUCAUCUUCAGUCAUUCCGCAUUAACCUCAAUCUCUCCUCUCCUUCCUCUAACGCUUCAUUGAGUGUCUCGAGCUGUCAGUCUCUGUCGCUCUUCAGUGUCUACUUUUCUUUUUGGCUGCGUUUCCAAAACAAAGGAAAGAACUUGGUCCCUUUUUUAACCUUUAACUCUGCUCCUCUAAGUCCCCUGUGCCUUUAAAGGGAUAUUCCGGCUAAGAUUAAGUUAGGGUCAAACACACUAUAACACCGAGUUAGACACCCUGUCGAGAGAUGAAUGUUGCCGACCGCUUGCUUCUCUAGUUGGAAACUAUGGAAACAACUGCUGGAUAGCAAUACAGAGAGCCACAUGCUCAAUCAAAACACCACUCUAUAGCCACAAAUAAUGCUCAGAACAGCAUCUAACUUCAUCAACAGUACAUAUAGGGUCCCAGCCAUAGUACUAGACACCAAACAUCAUCUCAAGACCUUGAGCCAGUCCAGUACGGACUGCUGCGGGGUGACACAGCUCAAGGACAACAUUUAUAACCAUUACUUUAUCAUUUUCGACAUAAUCAUUUUGCACUGCAGACGCGGUAGUUCUUCUGCCUUAGUGUCUCGGUCUGAUUGCAUUUCCAUGAAGAAAUUAUCAAAAAUUUUCUUCCUUGAGCUGCGUCACCCCACUGCAGUCGAUGGACUCGUGCAAGGUCUCCGUACAAACAAGCGGCUGCUGGAAGAGAGUAGGUGAGUUGUGUUUAGUCUCUUUGCGAAAGAAAUCAGGCAAAGCUAAAAAGAUGUUUGGUGGCUAGUGCUAUGGCUGGGACCCUAUAUGUACUUUUGAUGAAGUUAGGUGCUGUUCUGAGCAUUAUUUGUGGCUAUAGAGUGGCAUUUUGGUGUUUUUGUGUGGUUGUUUCCAUAUAUAGUAUAACUAGAGAAGCAAGUGGUCGGCAACAUUCAUCUCUCAACGGGGUGUCUAACUUGGUGUUAUGGUGUGUUUGACCCCAACUUAAUUUUACGUUGGAAUAUCCCUUUAACAACCAGGGAAUAUGAUGUGGGGCUACACAUCAACGUACUCCAGACAUGUUUCAGAUGUUGCUGGUGUGAUGCAGGAGGCAGACAAUAGAGUGAGACAAGAUGGAAUAAAAAUCAUCAAUAGUACACAACAGGGAAAAGGGUGACAGAGGGAGAGGAAGAGCAGAAUCGACAGCAGCAUUAUCACUCUGCCUCCUGAUUCAAACACCCAAAGAAAAUGCUCGGCACCCACUGCUUUCAUUGGCCGAACCUGCAGCCAAUCACAGCUUGGGAAUGCAAGGUGCCUUUAGGUUAUACCCAACCCCAAAACAUGAGAGAGGGAGAAGGGGAGGGAGGGUGAGAGAGAGAGAGAAAGAGAGAGAGAGAGAGAGAGAGAGAGAGAGAGAAAGAAAGAGAGAGAGAGGGAGGCAUGCUGUGGUGCAGAGGUUCUCUCACUGAUGCAGGGCUCCAUCUCAACUGCAUUUUCUGCUGGCCUGAAUAUAUAACUGUGAAUAAAUUACAGGCUUCUUUGCAGUAGUUUGAGUGUGUUGUGUUGCGGUCAGGGCUGCUUCUGCUGCUGCGGUGCUCACUCCUCCUCCUCCUCCUUCUCCUUCUGCAACAGCUGGCUGAGCAGGAGACGUGUGUGUCGAGAUCUGAAGGAGAGGCAUCUCAUGUGGAAGAGGGCAAGGAAAGGGGAAGACACAGCGCUAGAGAUGCAAAGUGAAGGUUGUGAUGCUCCAUGUUUUCUUCGAGUUGAGUUUUGAGUCACGUCAGAAGCAGACCGAGACAGGUUGGAGAAUUGGGCACAAGGAGAGCGUGGGACAGUGAAGUUGACAGUGGAAGGACACAGGAUGAUUUUGGGUAAGAUGGUGUCAGAGAGCUUUUUUUGGCUUUACCUCCUUUGAUCCGGUUGAUUUAUUCAUUUAAAGAAAGUCAUGUCUGUCAAAUGUGUUUUUUCCUUUUGAACUUAAGUUGUGUUUUUGAUACUCCAUUCACUUUGGUAUACAGUUCUGUUUAGAUUACCCACUUUGCAGAAUCUAUAGGAUAAGCUGAGAAAGACUGGUUGCUGUUCUUGUAAAUGCAAGAUUUUCUAAAGAAUUUCAGUCCUUUUAAUCGAUAUGUUUAAAUAAGUAAUCCACAACUAGCUGAAAAAUCACAUCCAUCUUCACCUUUUUAGGAAAUCUGACAAAAUGUUGUUAAAGAAAAUCUCCAGCAUUUUAAAUGUCGCUGCUCUUUCUGAUCAUGCAGUAAAUAACAUAAUCAGUCAUCUCAGCUUCUCACCACUGACAGUUUAAGUGCAAUUAACAAUUACAGUGUGUGUAUGGAUGUAACUUAUCAAAAUAAUCUCCUGUCACAAGUACAAGCUUCAUCAUCUUACACCUUUUAGAUUUCAAAGUCAACAUUUAUUUAGUCUGAGAAUUAACUUACCAGUCUACUUCACUUGAGUCUCUCACUCAUUCAGUUUUAAUACAAUGCUUUAACAUAGUGUGCCUAUACUUAGACCAGGGAGCCAAGUGUGCAAAUGAUUAUGUGAAUUUGGUCCUAUUUGUAUGCAAAAAAAAACAAACGAAAAAAACAAAACAAAAAAAACUAUAUCUUAAUACAAAAAAGGAUGGAGGAUGUAAAAUAUCCAUGUUAACACUUACAUAUCCAUGUAAGUGUUUUGAAAAUCUGAUUAAUUGGAUUUAAUCCAUUAUGUUGAUGGUAAUGACUGUAUCUUUAUAAAAGUAGUUCUUCAUUAUGGUCAGUUGAACUGUUUAAAUUCACAAGACCAAAUUCUUGUAGUAUUAGCCCCUAUAAUCCUCAUUCUGUAUUAAUCUGAUAAUAAUGAAGACCAUCAAAGUGAGACAGUCAUUUUACAUCAAGUUUUGCUCUUUUGAAAUCAAAACAUUUUCCUUGUCUUUAGUCCACUUUGCUAAUACUGAUGCUUCUCGUUCUUUAGUUGAAUUCAUUGCUAUGAUCUUCCUCUAUGUAGAUGUUCAUUGAGUAAAUAUUUGAACACUUUAUUUUUGUUUGCCUGCUCUUACCCCUGCUGGGGUUUUUCUGUGAUCUGACCGUGAGUUUGGGCUGGUGGUUAUCCCUGCACUGAGCUCUGACUCUGUCUGUGUAAGACCUAAACACCCUUACAAGAUCACAGCAACCUGGGCUGAUGGGGUUUAUAUACAGUGAUAGUUUCCUCUUAUUCAGACAGGGUUGAAAGUAAAAAAUAGUGAUCGUGAAAGGCUACGACAAUGACACUGUUGACAGGAAAAUAGGGAGACAGAAAAAGAGGAAUAGUCUCCAUUCCUCUCAACGAAAUUAUGUUUAUGGUGCCUCAGCAUGCAGCAUCCCCAGCCUUUGUUUACUGAAUUUCUCUAAUGAAAGGCAACGUUCAAACAAGUCAACACAACUAGCAAUGAGUUACGAAAGAUUUGUGUUAAAGCUGGCUCAUCUCUCUCUGUGCAGAGCAGUGCAGAACGCAGUUUACUAACUCUUGUGCGAUUUUAAUGAUGAAUAUUUCAGACCCAGAGGUUUGAGGUCUUUAUUUAUUUAAAAAUAGGCCAAGGCUUCUUCCAGUCUGACGCAAAGACCUCUCUCAACACCAUGAAAAAAGCUUUGUGGCUUGCAUCACUGCUCACCCAACCAAUACAAAGUAAUCUAUAAAUACACAUGAAUGCUUUCGGCAUCCAGACGCACUCACAAAGACAAAAAUUUCCCCACUAAUCAAUGUCCUCUAAAGGACUCACAGGUGUGUUUUCCCUGAUAAUAAAAAAACAACAAUGUCUUUGAACAGAGGGAAUGAAAAGCAUUGGCACUGAACAGAAAAAAAUGGGAUGCCAAGUUUGAUUUAUGGGCACUGACAGCAUUUUAUAAAUGUGAAUCCUAAUGAUGUAGGCCUGAACAAAAACGGCAUGUUAGCAAAGAAGAGAAGGUCAAAUAGCUACAAGCGACUGAAUUUACAGUCUAUGCUACCUGCACUGUCUGCCCUAAAAAAAAAACCUUUGGUUUUCAUUAAAAUGCCAACCACGACUCUUGCCUGUCAUUAGAAAAGGAAACAUAGUAGCGUGGCCUUAAAUAGGAGGACUUUUAGCUGGAUGAAGUGACAAAGAGUGCAUGUUUUGGUAGAUCUGUGAAAAAUCAACAACAUGUAACUGCAUGUUGACUUUCCUUUACCUGCUGAACAUUUUCUGUGACAAGUUUCAUGAGAAAAUGAAUGAAAUCAGCAAUAGAAUAUAAAGUGCCAUUUAAGGCAGUAUUUUUAUUUUUACUUUUUACCACAGCGACUAAAGAGACAAGAUAAUAUUCAUCGUUGUGCAAAACUAGCAGGUUAAGGGUGCCGCUGUACACCUGGUGCAAAACAAUUUGUCACGCAGUGCUAGUGUCACUCGUCAAUUAUAAACCCAGCACUCAAGUUGCAUAAAUAGUACUUAAGACUUGUGCUUACAUGUGAAAAGCGUUUUCGCUUCAGACCAACAAAAAACAAAUCUCAGACUAGAUUUUGGGGCACUUAACAACCAAAAAGUGUUCAUGUCCUGAUUUGUUAAGUGUACUGUAGACAAGGCAUUUGGGAUUGUUAGAAGUGGGCCCUUUGUGUUUUGUUUUGUCAAAGGUCCUAUGAGAGACUUUCUGUUGAUUUUGGUGUACUGUGCAGACAAAUUGAUACUCCUAUCUCUUUGAUGACUGACAUUUACAAUUUAAUGUCAGUCUUUUGGUCUGACAUCUUACCCCUUUUAAUUGGUUACAGGCUUUAAAACUAAAAAUAUAUACAUUUUUAGAGUUGUUUGCUUCUGUAGGUCAUAACAGGCACAAAAGUUUAUUUUAACUUUUUCAAAAUCAUUAGAAACUCUUCACAGGGGCUUUAAAAUGUUCCUACUUUGUAUCAUACACGUAUUAUCAACAGGCUUUUCACCAAACUUUAGUUGUCUGUAGGAAAACUGUUUGUAUGGUCAGCAAAAGAGGCGAAAAACAGAAUCCCCCAUGAUUUAAAAUAGUUAUAACAAUAAUUUAGCUUAAAAAAAGAGACAUCAGUAACUAUCUGCUUAGCUGUCUUCUCUCAGCACUAAUCCAACCUGUGCUUUUUGAAAACGUAAACAAAUUGAAACCUCAGCCUUAAGUCCUUUAUUGCUGGCUGCAGAGGAAACCCUAAAAAGUUGGCCAUCACCGUCAGAGGCUAUUGGUGUAAGAUGAUCGCGAAUGUGUUCUGAGACUGCUGUAUCAUUUAACCUGGAGAUCAUAUUACCAAUGGUCACAACAUGAAGACAAAAGAAUAUAAUCCUAACAAUAAAGGCUAGCACUACAAAUUACUUUAAAUUCAAUAGUUACUGUAAUGUUUCAGAGGAGCGGCCAAACUGAUCAACAUUUUUCCAUAAAGUUCUUCUGCAUAGAGUUAACAGUUUUACAAAGCCCGCCACUAGUUUCUGGGCAGGGGUCAGAAAACACUGAUAAAUGAUGCUUUGGACUGAAUGACUGAUUUUUUGUUAGGCUAUUUGUUACCUAUUUUGAGUGGUUAUAAGUUGUAAAUCACAUUUGAAACAUUGCAUCUAUGCUGCGGCUGGUUAUUUUGGCUUAAAUAAAUGCUAAGAGAAGAGAUUUUGAGUCUCAUGAGACUUUACGCUUGGUCAUGAAAAUUAUAUGAAAACUUAAAACACAUAGAAAAACCUAUUCAUCACUUGGUUAGGAAAACUUCUUUAAACUUUAAACUUGGCCCUAAAAACAAAAGAUCAAGAGUCAAAAAGGCACAUGGGCAUGAUCACCACAACUCUUUGUUGUUUGUUUUUUAUUAUCCUGAAGUUAUUCAGAGCCACCAGCUUGACUCUCACCCUCCAUAACCCUUGCCAGCCUUCCUGACCAGGCUAUAGCAUAAAGCCACAUUCUGCCCUUCAGACUCACAAAUUACAGCCUGUAAUUUGCAGGCAGAAAACCACAAAGCUCUAAGUAGUUCAGCUGUAUACAUCCUUCUCUUGAUCUAUUUUGAUCAGGUAUUCAUCAGCUUUGUGUGUUUUACGUUCGGUUUGUUGUGUUAACUCAUAAGGAGAAGCACCUGGCUGCUGUGCCUCUAAUGCCAUUGUUGCAUUAGUGUGUUCGCCUUGCCUUUUCGUGUUUGUUUAGUGUGAUCUCCCCUCUCCCAGCAGGUGUGUAAAUGAUCUGGCAAACAGAGUAAUAAUGCGGGGCAGGGCUGCAGAUCAUGUUCUUAUCAGUGAUCUCCUUAUAGCCUGUAGUUUGUGGUGAAUUUUUUGAUGUGGUGGUGCUCUCUGUUUGCCUCAUACUGAGCUACAUCAAGACCGCAGUGUAAUGAAAGAGAAAGCUGGCAGCCAAUUUCAUGUUGUUCAGACACCUCCCUGAACAGCUGAAGCCUGAGAGGAGCUACAGGAAGGCAGAUGUUCAUACUCUUUACCCAACAAAGCUCUGAGGGAUGCUGCACAUUACCAAGCCAGAAGUCGACCACACAGAGUUUAUCAAUAGGACUAUUUUAUGAAUAUGCUGUACUCUUUUUACAAAAUCUUAGUCUAACUUUCUGCAGGAAAAUUCAAUGUUUUUCAACUUUUAACUGUUAGAGUUCUACUCAUUAAGAAUAUAUUUUAUAAAGGCAGAAUCUGGUAGUAAUGCCAACUUGGGCAAUGAAAGCCUGCCUCUGUUGUCUAUCACACAGGCUAGAGAUAGAAGAUAAAAACUGAUUAAAGUGGACUGAUGAUCCAAGGAACUAUUCAUCUACCUUGAUCUCUAACUCUAACUAAUUCCUGCCUCACACAUCUUAAAUUACUAAGGCCUCAGAAGGGAUCUGUCACUUAAAUGUAAACUUAAAAAAGAAAAACAGGCUAAAUGUGGUAAAUGGUGAAGGGAAUAAAAUAGAUAACUUACAUAGGCUUUCAAUCAAAUAUGUAUAAAUUAACACCAGCCCAAAAUGACCAUUCACCCAAAAGGUGACAUGUCAUUUCAGAGGCUUUAUUUUACAUUAGUCAAAAGUCUUUUUUAAGGGAUACACAAUAUAGACAUGUUAUUGGCACUGGUGAAUGAAAGCCUAAAAAGUCAGUUACUGGUAUUGGUAGAUUUAAACAUUUCUCAUGCUGUGUAAAGCCCAUAAGGUGAUGCAUUCAUUAUGACAACUUGACAAUGCCAACAAUAGUCUUUAGCAGGUUGAGAUACUUACACAAUAUCAAAGUAUUUUGAAGUUACUGGAACUAACAACAAAAUAGCCAUUUGCAAGGCUUAUACAGCACAGGCAAUGCCAGGAGCAACACAACUCUCCCUUUAAACUACUGAAUAAAUUAUGCCCCUCAAGAUCAUCAUCGUCAUCCUGAAGAGUAUGAAGAGUUUCUAAAAAGUAAAAGUGAACAGCAAAAAUCUGUCAGCUGCCUUCAUAUUCAGCAGGGACCAAAUAUCUGAAUGUCUUUCACUGAAAGAGAAUAUGUUUAUCAUUUAUGGGAGAAUAAUAUUGUGCCACUUAUUUUAUGUCUAUUUCUGGUACAAACAGACUCUCACAACCAAAAUGAGUUUGAAAAUAUCAGAAGACCAGAUAAAGGCAGAAAUACUCAUUCUAAUACCUAAUAGAUAUCCAUUUAUUUUACAUGCAGCAUACAAUUUAUUGAUCCAAUAGCAGCAAACGUUUGGCACCCGGGGCUUCUCAUGACACAGAGAAGCCAAAUGCCAGAGAGAUGACUGAAGAGAAGGAAAGUCAAAAAGCAUAAGCAAUGGCACCAACACUCUGCACUCAGCUCCCCUAUGCUCCUUCUGUGAACUCUUGUUACAGAAAAGUGUCUGAAUAUGAACCGCUCUUACAAUGGUAUGAUAGGAUAGUGGGUAGAUGAAGCAAAAAUGCUGCAGUACUUUACUUCUGUGUUCAUUGUUCAUUGUAUUUAAAGCAAAACACCUAGAGGGACUCUUUGUUAUUGAAGACCUACAGUACUUGGCAGUAAAUCUAACUUAAAAACAACACAGACUGCAGCGUCAGACCAACAAAAGGAACAUACUAACUCCAGUAGUUGUUUUCAUCUUAAAAACAGAAAAAUAAUUUAAAGAAAAACAAAUGACCUUUUUAUAAAAGAAGACUGUAUCCUGGAAAAGACAAAGGUAUUUACAAAAAUGGGAAACUGUUAAGAGUAGUGGGGAGGACUGGGUUUUUAGGUUUUAAGGCUAUUUCUCAGGUGAGUCAUGCAGAGCCAGUAUAGCAAUGCAGUAUCCCCAGCAAUAAAAAACUGAACAUUAAAACAUAUGACAGAUAAAAUAUUGCAGUAAUACUUGCAACUUCAUUCUCACAGCAGGUGAGCCUUGUUACUCAAGGCACACUAUGCGAAAGCAAAAUAACAACAGUAGCAACAAGCUGCACAAAACAAUCAAAACAACAAUGUUUAAAGGUACAUAACUGCUAUGAGACACUGCAUUAUGAUCAACACGUUUAAGGAGAGACAGUACAGCCGAGAUCUCUGUCAGUCUAGUCAUCUGAAGGGGCUGCAGAGCAAGAGGAGCUCCAUACUAGUCUGUGACUGGCAACUGUCAUGAAAUAUACUCGGGCAGCAUUGAAUAUCCGUACACUGGUUCUUUGCACAGAUUUAGUCUAUGUAGGAGAAAUAGUGCUUUAACAAUCAGCAUGUGAAAUUGACAUUGUGCAAGAGGGCAUGUGUUUUUGAACAUAUUAAUGGCUUGAUUCUUAUAGGGUAAGAAUCACAGUUUGUUUAACGUAAAAAAGGUCAUGAAAUAAUCACUGACUCUACAGUUAGGCUGCUCAAUAUUUCCUUUUAUGCUCAUUCUAAGUUUUUCUUUUCUAUUAUUAUGAAUCAACUAAUCACAGCUUUUCCAAAACUAAGUCAUACCGUGCACUCUUCCCUUGCUCAGAGAUCUUUUAAAUCACUCCUAAACUAGGAUUCCUCAUUACGAAUGUUUCAGCUAAGACGGCCCAUAUGUUUGUGAAGACAGGCACAGGUCUCAGGAUUUGGAUAAACGCUUACAACAAGACAAGACAUGCGGGCAACCUAAAAAGAAGGCAACAAAAUAACCCAAGUUUCUUCAAGCGCAUAUGACAUUUUGCAUGUGACAGCCAAAGGUUAACUCCUACAAACGUCUGCACCAUCUGGACUGCUUCCAUUCCUCUGAAAAAUGUUACCAUGAGAUUUUAAACACAUGACCAGUACAGCGUGUCACAUGCUGUGUGGAGUCAAACUGCUUUCUUCAGUUUACAGUUGGUGGGUUUAUUUUUUUGGUGCAUUAAUCUGUAGGUUAACAUGGCUCUUUACCUCCUCUGGUCACCUUGGACUCACCUCAAAAUAUGCGGCUCCCUCCCCCUCCUCCAUGCCUUCCCAUUUUUCCACCUCAUCUCCCCUCUUCAUCCAGACCUCUUUUUCUUGCUCAAUCGACUUCAACCACUCAGCAUCACCGCCAUUAUUUCCCACCCAAGUCCUCAUCUCCUCGUCCUCCUUAAUCAAGGGGGGUUACCUUCUAAUGAUGCUCCAUAAUGCGACACUACAGAGAGGAGACACCGAUUUUUCAUGAUGAAUUAAUCCAAACGAGGAAUAUAACACAUUUGUUGCAUAAUGAUUUUUAGAUUCAUGAGAGUUGGGCUAAACCAUCAAAGUCAACAUUAGUUACAAAUACGGCAUUAAAGUAAAUCAGGGUUGCUGAAUAGGGCUGAUAUCAAGAGCACUGAGCACAUUUCAAGUGAAAGAGGGCUUCUACGGGAGGUGGCAUAUAAGUGUGGCCACUGAGGUGCAGGACAUCUAUCAUUAAAAGAAAGUGCAGGCUGAAAUCAACUGUGUUCUCUCUCUGCAGCACUCUGCCCUCCUCUUCACAUUGUCCUUUUCCUCUCUUGAACAAACAACAAGCAAUGUUGAGCCAAUAAGUUACCCUUUUCAUUCGUUCAGACUACAAAGGUUUGUGCGUGAGUGAGUGAGUGUGUGUGUGCAGUGGCGUUUGUCCCCUGCUUAGGUUAAAACAGCUGCCUUUGACUUGAGGCUAAGCCGAGCUGCAGUAAAUUGGAUUUCAUGCUCAGUCCUUCACAGUAGCAGUAUGCGACACCAAGACAGAGCCAUCUUUCCCUCCCUGCAAUCACGACAAAGUUAGCACAUGUGUUUCCUCAAAGGUUAACACACUUUUAUAACGUUUACACCGCAAUGGCAAAGCUGAUGUAACACAACAUUUAUACAGCUGAUCUGGGAGCUGGUUUUUAUGUCAAGUAGUCCAGAAAUGUGACAGCUCAGCGUUCCUGCAACAGAACAGCAACCAGGAGUCGUAAGGCAUUUAAACAGAUGACAAUCAUAGUCAUAGAGAUUGUGUCACCUGCCACUAAAUGUUGGAUCAACUCUUUUUAACGUUGCCUUGCAGAAAAGGCGAACAACACAGCAGAUCCACUAUUUUUUAUUUAUUUUUUUUUUUUAGGCUACAGUGUCGACUCUCUUUGCUGCAGUGCCAGUAUAGGGUGUUUGUUGGGGGAGGUAUAAUAAUCUACCAUUGAGACUCAUUUUAGAGCCUACAGUGCAAAUACAGAUGUGGGGCUGGUGUCAUAAGAUGCCAACGUGAUUGUCGUAAAUAUUGGUCUUGGUUUUAUUUUUAACAUUUGUUUCACUUUAAUUUUGGUAGAUGCAUGCAAAGAUAAUCCUCUGCUUGGACUUUAUUCUGUUCCCCAGUCUCUUGGUCCUAUCAUGGAGCACAAAAACAGAGGCAGGCACUGAAUACAGAGAGGCUCCAGCAACAUCACUGACAUUGACAUUACCUCUGUGAUCAUUAAACCUAAAUUGGCUUAAUGAAUUGCCAAUUUAAGAGGCCGUAGUCACAGCAUUUCGACCAGUGUGUGCACACGUCUCAGUUUGUGAAAUCCACAGUGGCGAUUAGAUCGUGUCCCUGGAUGUCUAUUUUUCUUUUUUUCCUCCCAACUACUCUGCAUCUCUUCAUUUCUGGCCAGCUACCUCUCGCUCACAUUUCAUGCAAAAAUUCAAUAAGCUAUUACACGGGCAUUGAUCUUUUUCUCAGCCAAACAUUUGCAUUAGAAAAAAAAAAGGCAAUAAGAUGAGGGUCUGGGUGAGAGGGAGCUGUCUGUUCGUUUUAGAGGAGAGAAAGAGCAAUAGACAGAGCGGCCUGGAUUUAUAGAGUUUGGCAGCACUUUAACACUUUAACGCUCCUCAGAAUGUGUCCAAUCAAUGCGCUCCCUCCCUGCGUGGCCGCUGUUGAAGAGACGUGGCGUUCAUUUAUCUGAUGUCAUUGUAAAUCACUCAGGAGGAGGGUAGGUCAAGGGAUGCUGCUGCCACUGCUGCUGCACUCACAGCACAUCCAGCUGCUGUGGAAUGGCAGAGGAUAUCACUCCAUCACUAAAUAUAUCACUCUACUGUGAGUGUCUCCACAGUGAAUUUAGAUUUAUAAGAAACAGAAGACUUGCUUUGACCUUUAAGUUCUAAUGUGGCAUAAAAUGAGCUGGGGAUUUACCAGGAGCGUGUCAGGAAUAUGCUCCACUGACCAAAGGGGAAACACAAUGAUGAUACCUCUGGACUGAUCUAUAAAGCUUAACCGUUAUUGUCUCUCUGUGAGCUUCGUUAACCACAUGUUUAAUUACCUUCCAGACGUUCCCCACCGUGUAAUUUAAUUUUUGAUAGAAUAACUACAAGAAAAAGAACCCUCAGAGCUUUGGGAAGAGAGGUGUGAUAAUCUUUUGUAUUUUCUUCAACAAAUCCCCAGAGCGGAGAAACACCUUUAAUGAACAUCAAACAAGUAUCAGAGUAGCAUGAUAAAACUAAUAAAUCUGGUCAGUGAGCUCCACUGAUGCCCAUAAACUACAAGAUACACAGAGUGAGUUACACCACUGGCGAGGUGUAGGCUCUUUGUAUGAGUAUAUGGGCCAUAAAUAACUGAUGUAGUCAUCGAAUGAAUUUGUGUCAUUCUAUUUUCAGACAUUUUGUGUGUUUUAUGAUAUUGUUUGUUUUGAAAAGUUCGCUUUGGCAACAAAGGUUGUUACCAUUUUUGCCAAUAUGGCAUCUUGCACUUAGGGAUGCACCGAUCCCAUAUUUGGAUUGGAUAUCGGCUCCAAUAUUGACUAAUUAACUGGAUCGGAUAUCUGACGAAUGAUGCCGAUCCAGCGUUCCGAUCCAGUCUUUUUUUAUUUUUAAUUAAUAUCAUACACAGCAACACAGUGAUGCUGUCUGCUUUAUAUUCUAUGUCUGUCUAUCCUUUUGCUCUAAAUAUUUACAUGGACGUGUUACCUCUUUUUGCUGUGUGCUAAUGUGUAAUUUGUUAAUAAAUAAUAUUAAAUAAAUUUAUAUCUGUGUUAAUUUGUUACCUUUUUUUAACAAGGCUAAUGUCAAGCCUGAUGCCUUCACUCACAGGGCAGUUCAUUCAUUCAACAGUAGUAUCUGAUCGGUAUUGGUCGAUAGGCUCAGCCCAGGUAUCGUAUCGGACUGGAUUGGAAAAAAAUGGAUUGGUGCAUCCCUGCUCGCACUUAAACUUAAAUAUAAAUGAUAUAGCAAUUGUGGAGUCACUAACAAGUUUGUCAGUGUCCAUUUCAGUUUCUCAUCAUGCUGGUUCACUAAAGCCAGAAGUGACCAUAUUUGAACAUGAGGAUGGUGUUGGGGAGGAAGGGUGAGAAAAUGCCAAGUUAUGGAAGCUUGUCAUGGCUAAUUAGCUGAUUUAGCUAACAAUUUUGAUGCUGUUUGUGGUGCAGACCAAAAGAACCUGACUGAAUGACACAAAUUCUAUCAUAUAAAAUAACCUCAUCAUAGUGAAUCUUUAAUCUUCUCAAAAAAUGGGGUAAUUGUUGAUCGGUAACACUUAAAUUGACGCCUCUCUCUAUAACGCAUUAUAAAUAUAUGUAUAAUCACGUUAUAAUCACGUUAUAACUGUAGUAAUAAACACUCAUAAAUGAUCAUAAUGCUUAAUAUGCAUAACACGCUAUAAACCAUUUUAUCAUGACUAAGGUCAGGUAUUAUAAUGUGUUAUGCUUAUUGUUAAAAAGCCUUAUGAUAAUUAAUGAGUGUUUAUAAUGAUAGUUACACAUGUUUAUAAGCAAAUAAUAACACAUUAUGAAUAUAUGUAUAGUGCAUUAUCUAUGUGGGCAUUGUCAGUGAGUUGUUUACAGUCAUAACACAUUAUAAUUCCUGACCUUGUAAGUCAUGUUAAAAUGCUUUAUAAUGUGUUAUGAUUGUUGCUGUAAAGCAUUAUGAUCAUUUAUGAGUGUUUAUAACUAUAGUUAUACGGUGCUAUAAUGUGAUUAUAACACAUUAUACAUUUAUUUAUAAUGUGCUAUAGAGAUAGGCGUCAAAUUAAGUGUUACCUAAAUGUCAUUACUGAGAACAACAUGCUUAUUCACUGGAAACUAGGAAAGAGACCUCCUAAAUGGUCUAUUAAUUCAACAAACAGAAAAGUUAGCAAUUUGAUAUGUCUGAUAUUUGUAAGAUAAAAUCCGCAGCAGGACUAUUAACACAACCAACUUAGUGACUUAGUGACUGAAUUAGCUGAGAUGACACCUAGCACACAGCUAUUGUCAACCAACCUGUCACUCUUACAAAUAAUGAAACAGAGUCAUAUCAUUAUAGCAAGACAUUUUUUUCAAACCCGUCAGGAGAAUCAAAGUCUGCCAUGAUAUAGUUUUUGCACUACAGACAUAUUCAUCUUAAACACUGGUUUUAUUCUUUGUAAACAUUAUGAAUUUUAUCCUCAUGAGGAAGAUUUGCUUACACAGACAUUGUGGAUGGCAGCCAUGGCAGCGCGUAAAACGUGUUGUAGUGCAGUGAUUUGUGACAAAAAAUAUCUAUACUGCUUUGAAAGCAAAGCCGACAUACUAAUCAGCCAUCAUUUUUUAAUAUAUUUUACUUGAAGUCAUAUUAAGCUUAGGGAUACAUCUUAAUAAACAGUUAAUUUACGACUAUGUUUUCAGUUUGGGUCUGUUCAUGUGAUUUGUUUCCUCAAAAUCAUUAUCAUAAUUUAAGUCCCAGAUUUUUAAAACACUUUUGCAUGUAUUCAUCCCUCUGUGCUAUCUUGUGCUGGGUGUUCAGUCAUUCCCUUCGGUUGGAUGUGGGUGGGGGCUAAGGUGUGUUACUCAGCUGUUUCUUUAACCACACUAACCUCCCUGUGGUUGCUUUGCGGAGGUGAUAAUGGCGGCCAUGUGAGCUGUGGCAUCCAUGGCAUGCCUGUAAGACAUUUAAAGCAUAACCUGCACUUGCAUAUCACAGUUCCCCUCUUACCCUCUACAUCCAGUCCUUCCUUUGUGCAGCACAUGCAAAAUUAGCCGCCAGACAAAAAAGACAACAGUUACAGCUGAGCUUCAGCUGUCAUGGCCUCACAAGGACUGAAAGAGCCUGAAGAGGAAUGCUAGAAGGGGAGACUUUCCCCUCCAUCUAUUUCUGAUCCUGACAGAACAUUCUUCACAUCUCCCCUGCUGUCAGUGAAAAAAGCAUUCUAUGCUGCUACCAAAAUAGCUUUUUCUUCCCCUCAUUUUACAAGUGACCAGUUUUCUUUUCAAAUGUCACAAAAUUGGUAAGUAGUCAUCACAAAGCAGCGGCAAUAAAGGAUGAUGAUUGCAUAUAAUCUCUGGAGAAAAGAUUAUACAAAUUCUCUCUGCGUAGCCAGAUAGGGCCUGAAGCAGCCUGCUGGUGAACGCUGCAGAAAAGAAUGAGUUCAGGAAGGAGAAGUGAAAAGAAAGAGCGCAAAAACAGAAAGAGGAUGAGGAGAAGCAGGAACAAAACAACUUGGAGGACUGGUAUGAGGGGAACUGCAGAAUAGGGAGACAGUGGCAGGCAGACAGAAUAAGAGACCAUGAAAUGGAGAUAGAAAACAGCACUUGGCAAAAGAGAGAAAGAGAGAGAACGAGAGAGACAGAGAUGGAGAAAAAGCGGAUAUCUGCAGCACCCCAGCUGCGAAGCUUAAGGAGCUUAGCCCUCCUGCCCAUCACAGAAGACUCCUCAAGUGCAGGCAGUCACCACUGCUGAGCUACAACUGAGAGAAAAGUAAGAAAGGCAGGGAGAGGAGAGGUUUGUUGGGCUCAGUGUGAGGGAAAAAUGAAGGGUUUAGAUCUUUACAUGAGUUAGAUGUGUUUGAACAGUGACAGCACUUUUCUGUGGCACAUAUUGAUGCUGAGCCUCAACGUGGGAGCUUGAUUUAAGGUUAUACUUUGAGAAUACCUGUUUUGUUGCCAAGAUUUAGAUGAAAAGAUCAAUACUAAUCUGGUGUCUGCAAUGUAGUUAUAAAGCUGCAGCCAGCACAGCAUUGUCUCACAGAGAUUGGUGAAAAGACCAAAACAUCAUUACACUGCAUUUUAUAGUGCAUAUUAUGUACUAGAUUUAGUGCCUGGGUAAUAAGAGGUAUUCCAUUGUAAAGUUUAUUAGCAUGCGGCUUGUAGAGGGAAAAACCUUAAUAAAAUGAAGUGAGGUAGAAUAAAAUGUAAAAAUGAGGUGGCAGACUUUUGACCACCACCUUUUUAAACCUUAUCGUGUAGUUUCGGUACCUAACCUUAAACAAACAGCCAUUAUGUCACCAUACUGACAGUGUGGUGGAAAGGUUUUUGACUUGCAGUGAUGAAAGACUGAAAAUUCAGGCAGACAGGGACCUGGCUUUGUCCUGAGGUAAAAAAAACGCCUUGUAGUCAGGGCUCGGCGAUAAAACGAUAUAUCCAAAAUUAAUUUCCCUUGAUAUCGGUAUGGAACAUGGUCAAUGUGCUUUUCAAUAUACGGCAUUCUGCCAUGUUUUGGUAGACUAUACGAAUAGCCAAUGAAAAGGAGAUUUGUUCGGUCCGCUCCGCUCUGAACCAAUCUUGUGCUGAAUUAGAGCCAAGUAGCAAACAAGUGCGUAGUAGCAGGCUGCAGCUACACCCAACCAUAGCACUUAAAUACGUAAAGCCGACAGCACUGUCGGUGAGAAAAUAAGAAAAUGAGUGCUACAACAGAUGGCGACAUCGUCGACAACACUGGCAUGAUAACGUUGGUGAUGUGAAGGAAAGUUUUUUUGAGGUCGGACAUGAAGCAGAGUAAUGUGCACUGCAAAUUAUGUCGAGUGCAUGAUCUCGCAAAGUCAGGGAAUACCUCAAAUCUUUUUUUACCACCUGAAGUAGAGCCACGCAGCAGAGCACACGCAACGUCAUGGUUUACAAACACCGAGCUGAGCAAGGAGCCCAUGGGGCCUGAGCAGCCGAAACAGUCAGUCUGCUUUCUCUAGCGCAGUGGUUCUCAAGUCCAGUCCUCUAGGCCCACUGUCCUGCAUGUUUUGAAUGUUUCCCUGCUCCAACACACCUGAUUCAAAUGAUCAGCUUGUUAUCAAGCUCUGUAAUGGCUUAAUAACGAGCUAAUCAUUUGAAUCAGGUGUGUUGGAGCAGGGAAACAUCCAAAACACGCAGGACAGUGGGCCUCGAGGACUGGACUUGAGAACCACUGCACUAGUGCAAUGCCUUAUGAUGAAAUGUCGAAGACGUGAAGACCUCACAGAUGCAGUAGAUUAUUGUAUUGCAAAAGACAUGCUACCAAUAAGCACUGUUAAAUUUUUUUAUAUCAUGAUAUAUUGAUAUUGACUAAUAUGGAAAAUAUAUAUUGUGUUUAACUUUUUCCCAUAUCUCCAUGCCCUACUUGUAGUAGUGCAUCUAAAUUUUACAGAAUUAACACAUUUAUCUACCCCUUUCAUAAAGAACGGGACAAAUAUUCUCAAGACCCAAGAAAGUUGUUGCUUACAGCCUAAAAAUACUCUAUAUGCAUCGAACCUAAGAAGUCUGAAAGCAUUGAUGUCACCAACUUAUUUACAAACCACGUACAAUGAUUUCCUUUCAUAAUCAUCCACAUAAUACAUUUGAUCGACCAUAUCUGUUUGUGCAUCUUUCACAGGAAGUGUAAGCCGACCAGGGCCAGUUCCUGCCUUCCUCAGGAGCCCACCUGUCAUCCCAACCCCACUGGACAUGAAGCCCUUCCUCCAGUUCCCCUUGGAGUCGCCUCACCCGGCGAGCAUCGGCCUCUUCCACAAUUUUAACACGGUGAGUGCUCACAGGCUUUCCUGCACUUUGUGUGUGCAAUUUGUUUUACAUAAAAAAGGACAGCGCUGGGAUUUAGUCACAGCUCGGGACAAAUACCUUCUGAGUGAAUAAACAAGUGAUAAAGUGCUGAAGGUUUAUACCAUAUAAUCCAAAAUGAUAAGGUGACAGCUGUUUACUUUUUAUUUAGCAGAAUGAGUUUCAGCAUAAUUGAGAAAAUGCCCAGUGGAGUGUUUUACUGCAAUAAAAUGAGUAACAGCUAAUCAAUUGUAUAAGAGGCCCACCAUGUGUUCUUAACAGUCAGCACUUUCUACGGCUCCUGCUCAUUUCCAGAUUGGGUUUCAUGUGAAGGUCAGAGUGGCGACAAACAGGGUUUCACAUGCAUCUCUCUCUCUCUCUCCCUCCCUCCCUCUCUCUCUCUCUCUCUCUCUCUCUCACACACACACACACACACACACACACACACACACACACACACACACACACACACACACACACACACACACACACACACUAUUGUCUCGCUCAUUGUCAUGCACUCAGGCAAAAUGACUUGUCUGCAGGUUCAUGAUUCAUCCAGCUUCAGGGAGUACAGUGAGUGUGUCCACUAAUGCCCGUACACCUCACUUUAAAUCCCCCUGUCUACACAGAUUGUUAUCAAUCAUAUUUCAAGGAUGGACUUAAAUUCUGACAGGAUCAUGACCAUUUUAGAAUAAGCAGUGUUUUAGUUAAAGCCGUGACCCUGUCUUCACAGUUGUGUUACAGUCGGGGUUGAGUCUUCCAGUAGAGACUGAGAACAGUAUCAGGUCUGAUUCAUCAGGAUUACAGGAAGUUUUUAGCCAAUUAGGAAUCUCAGGAGUUUAAAACUGGUCUCAACUCCCUGCUUAGAGACGAGGGCUGCACAUUGAUGCAUGGUGUGUGAUGGAGAAGGAGACAGUAUGCCUGUCUGCAUAAAGAUCUGUAACACUUCAGCGGAAAAUACCCUUUCUCACCUGGGCUGGAGUUUGGAGAGCAUUUUAUUUGUCUGUGUGUCUGUUCUGGAGAGUGGUUUCAGCAGACAGUUGAAAUGAUAAAGAUUGUCAUCAUAUCAUAUCCAAACCGUGCUUUGAAAACAUUCAAGAUCGCUUUUCAAAAUUACCUUUUUUUUUUCAUUUUUUGCGUCUUCACCAGAGCGAUGGUUAGAGUUAUUGACUCAUAAUAUGAUUUACAGAACACAGAGUUCAAACAAAGUGCAGAGAACAUGAAAAUAAAUAUAACCACUUAUUUUUACCUGCACUGUUUAAAGGACUAUACAUAGCUUGAUAUGGUGUUGGUUUAAUGAAUAUUCUGAUAAUGAUAAAGCUGAGAUAUUCAAAGGGAUAAUGAGUUAAAAUUAAGAAUAACAUUUAUUAUUAUGGGUUUCAGUUAUCUAUUCUUUUUUGCAUCUGGAUAGCUGAGCCUUGAACAAGGUAAAAACUGUAUCAAAUCUGUCAUCUCUUACCUGAGCUGUAGGGCUGGGCGGUAUGUCGUUUGACCAUUGUAAUUGUGAAGUGGGCACGUGCAAUGAUCACAGUGUGAAACAUAUCGUGUUUCCUAUCAACACUUUCUUGUAUACCAUAACCAAUUGACAAAAAAGUCAGUCUGGUAAAUGGUGCUGCUGGCCCAGUGGUCUACGUACACGCCCAACUUACAGAGGUUACGCCUUAAGGUUCUGGCCUGGGUUCAGUUCCAGUCUUUGGCUCCUGUCCCUCAUGUCACCCCCACUCUUUCUCCCCAUUUCCAGCUGUGUCCACUUUCCUGUCCUCCCUAAAUAAAUGCAACAAAAGUCUAAAAAUAUCAUUUGACUUUUAACUUACUAUCAGCGGCAUUUUUUUUUUUUUUUGUAGCAAUCCAAAUGUUUAUAGUAAUAUGUUGCUCCACCUGUUUUCUCUCCUCCUCUUGCCUCUGUACUUCUCCAUGUGGGUGUCAAAGCCAAUAAUAUGUGUCUGCAGAGCCACUGUCAGAGGGCUGGACACAAUCUGAUCAGAAAACAGAAUAGUCUAGUCUAGUCAAGUUUCUUGUAUUCAUUCAUAUCCCGAAAUGAAUUGCAAAAGGAAAAAUAUCACAACUUCUGUGUCUUUCUAAGUAUCCUGAAGCCCUUGUUCCUGGUUUAGUUGUGUGACCCUGUACUGAAAAAUAAAACAUGAGCCACACUCAAUUGGAUAACUCUCAGGUGUUGUUAAAUCAACAUGUGAGACAAUUUUGUCAAAUUUGUGAAAUAAAUGCAAAAAUGAGCACAGAGACCUUUCAUAUGUUUGAGGUUUGUUGUUGAAGAGUUGAGCUGUAAUUAAGCUAAAAUCCAGUGGUCCAAACAGCAUUAAGUUUACAUACUUUUGACAAAGGUUUGAUUGGUAGAUGGAAGAGAGGCUAGAAAAUUAGAUUAAGUAGACGAUCAGUUGAUUAAAUUUUCACAGUAGCAAUAAACAAGCAAGAUUUUGGUGAGACAUGGAGUAGUAAAUAAAUGGUAGGAAUCAUAAGUUAACAUCGUAAACAAAAGCUCCCAAUACGAGGUGAUGGGGUUUCCCUUUUUUUCACCUCAUCGGUAACAAAUACUGACACAGAAAUAAGGGCAGCAUCUGGUGUGGGCAAGGAGACAAAUAUGCAGGUGAAAACAUAUCUGAGGGUGUAACAAAUGUACAAAUGAAAAACACAAUAUAGAAGAGAGGUGCAUAAGAGACUUAAUCAGAGACAGGAGGGAAAAUCAGCAGGCUGCAGUCUAUAAAUACACCCAACAUUACAGUCUAACAGGGUUUGGGUUUUCAGACCAAUUAUACUAUAUUCCCUUGUGCCUGAAGCUUGAGAGUGUAAACAGUCUCAAAUUUGGCAGCGAACAUUUACAGUCUGAGCAGAAGAUGAGAGGCUGAGUAAAACCGCAGCGUAAUUUGGCUGCCAAAUGAGGGCAACACCCAACGUUGUGGUUCUUGAACUCUGCCAGUGGGUCAAGGAGCUCACACGAGUUUACUCAAUUCAUUUCCAAAUAUGGCACUAAAAAUAUCCUGAGAAAAUAUCAUGAUAUAAAUUUGGUUUGGGUGCUACUUAUAAAAAAAGGCUGGAGCCACAUUUGGUCAUAAUGAAGGGGUAUUCCAGCGUAAAAUUAAGUUAUGGUCAAACACAACGUAACACCGAGUUAGACACCCCGUCAUGAGAUAAAUGUUGCCGACCGCUUACUUCUCUAUACUAACUAUAUUAACAACCACAUGAUAGCAAAACACAGCGGUCUAAGGAGCCACAAACAAACCUCAACCAAAAUGCCACUUUAUAGCCACAAAUAAUGCUCAGAACAGCACCUAACUUCAUCAACAGUACACAUAGGGUCCCAGCCAUAGCACUAGCCAUCAAACAUCUUUUUAGCUUUGGCUAAUUUCUUUAGCAAAGAGACUAAACACAACUCACCUACUCUCUUCCAGCAGCCCCUUGCUUGUAAGGAGACCUCAGGCCAGUCAUUACAGACUGCAGAGGGGGGACGCAGAUCAAGGAAGAACAUUUAUGAUAAUUACUUUAUCAUUUCCUUAAAGUUAUAAUCACCAUAUUAAUCAUUUUGCAUUGCAGAGUAGUUCUGAUGCCUUAGCGUAUUGGUCUGACUGCAUUUCCAUGAAGAAAUGAUCAUUCCUUGAGCUGCGUCACCCCGCUGCAGUCGAUGGACUCGUCUGAGGUCUCUGUACAAACAAGAGUUAUGUUUGGUCUCUUUGCUAAAGAAAUCAGGCAAAGUUAAAAAGAUGUUUGGUGGCUAGUGCUAUGGCUGGGACCCUAUAUGUACUGUUGAUGAAGUUAGGUGCUGUUCUGAGUAUUAUUUGUGGCUAUAGAGUGGCUUUUUGGUUGAGGUUUGUUUAUGGCUCCUCAGACAGCUGUGUUUUGCUAUCAUGUGGUUGUUACCAAAGUUGGUAUAACUAGAGAAGCAAGCGGUCGGCAACAUUCAUCUCUCAAGGGGGUGUCUAACUCGGUAUUACAGUGUGUUUGACCAUAGCUUAAUUUCACACCAGAAUAUCCCUUCAAGCAAUGUCAGUUGACAUCAAAUUCAGGAUAUUUAAUGAAAAUCUAUGGGUCCACUCAGUUUUUUUACAUUUAUUGUUCCUCUUCUUUAAAUUAUGUAGCAAUUCCCUUUAGGACGAAGAUAACUGGUGCCCUGUGUAUUUCAACUUUCAAUGGUUUUACCUUUGAAUUGACAUAACAGAACACCUCACAAAUAACUUUGGUUGUGUUUAACAUAAAACUUAUUCAGUGUAAUCAUAAUCCUCUGGUCUUGUAUGUAAAGCUGGGCAUCUGUGUUAUGUUCAGCCAUUUUUAGUGUAUCAAAAUAUUAUUUGUUGGUAUCACUAUCAUUUUGUGUACUCAUUAUUGCAAAUGCAGAUCACAGUUCCCUAAAGCCAUAUCAGAUCAGAAUCCACUCUUCCUCAGCUAGGUCGUGUCUAAUGUACGUUUCAUUUUCAUCAAGAUUCCCCACAGGAAACACCUCAAACAUUUCAAACAUUUACCAAACGUGAUGUUUUGAAAAACAAAGGUUUUGUAGCACACAAACAAACUAGACAUUUUAUAGCAGCAGAGAAGCUGUAAUUAGGCCCCUCUAACCUCGGCAUGAGUUAAAGCGUUUGAACGGCACCCAAAAACUGAGGCACAGACAGCAACACCAGCUGCUGCAGAGAAAACACACACCCCCCUGUCCACAUCAAUCAAUGCUCCCUCUUCAAUUCACUCUUCUACGCUCUUUUUAUCUUCAAGCUUCUCCCUUCAGCGACUCCCCUGUCAUUCACCUGCACUUUUUUUCAACAUUACUCCCUCUCAUCCUCGUUCACAGGGCUGCAGUUAGGGGAAUCAGAGACACUGCCCUCUGAGCUCUUACUGUGUUGCAGAAUAGCUGAUAUGACCUCUGGAUUGUCUCUCCUCAGAUGGACCCUGUCCAGAAGGCUGUGAUGACGCACACCUUCGGGCCACCUAUGGUGAAGACAAAGCGGCCAAUCAUUUCCUGCAACGUAUGUCAAAUACGUUUCAACUCAGAGGUAUGAAAUCUGGAGUGGCUUAAAUGUGGGGACUGCUUUUAAUGACAAUUCCCCACUAUCUGUGCACUAAAGCCAUUCCUCACACCGCAAUAAUCCAAUCAUACUGUAGCAGCCAUUACUGAGAGCUGCUGUGAUUCAAACAAAUCUAAAACACUAUGAACAAAGCAGUGGAAAAAGUGAAACUUUGACAUGGUGUUUGAUUCUGGAGGGUUAUGUCUUAUACUGCAGUCAGGAUCAGAGUUGGUGUAUCUAUUUGGAUGUUUGCUGCAAAAAUCAGCAGGUUUUUCUUUCAAACUUACAAGUUCCAGUAACAACAGUAACCAAGCAAACCAUAAAUGUAACUUUGGGUGUGAUUAACAAAUUUAAGAUGUGAAAAAAAAAAAAAAAAACACAGCAGCUUUACAGUGAGGGGAAAUUACACUAAAUUAAUUUUUAUCCAAGUAAAAACUGCUACCAAGACCUUCAAUACUCCAACUUACGAAAAAACACGACCAAAAAUAUUUAAAAGGAUGCUGAGUUAGCAUUUUCAACAGCUAAAGAUUCAUUUUCCAUAAAUCUGUAUAGCUACAUGGAAGUUACUGACAGGCUGAUUAUACAAAACAUACAGCUUUGACACAUUUCAAAGCUUUUUAGCCCAACCGAAUGCUACAACAACUUUUUUUUGUAAUCUAAUGUACAUCUUUUGAAGUGCUUUUCAAAUGACUACAGUAUGCUCAACAAAUGGAAUAAAAUAAAAUGAUGUCUUCUUGGCAUUAUUUUUGCUUUGCUCUCCUGAUUCAUUUCAUAGAAAUAACAGGGUUAGUGUAUCGAACUCUGCUGCAAUAUGUCGACCACAAAUGCAAAACUCAACACAAGCAAAAGGACUUAAAGUUGAAAACAAUAGUUUUGGUUGCAAAUAGCUGACACGUUUAACAUACAUUUAAAUUUUCUCUAUUAAAACAGAAAAAAAUAUUUGUUACCACAAUGCUAUUGGCUAUCACGCUAACAAAGACAUGAUUGAGGUCAAACUUCAAAGUGUAGCUCCCAUAGCGCUCUACGUAUUCACUCCUGAUCUAUUCAGAGAGUUUGUAGGGACCAGAGUUAGUUUGUGGCUGAGAGUACAGCUGAGCAAGUGAGAUGUCUGUUCACAGUUUCUCAGUUCCAAUUUUAACCCACCUACAAAGGAGAGUAGAAGGGGGGGACACCCUGCUUGCAUAGUAUUCAAUGACAGAGCUGGUUUAUUUUCAUGUCUGUCUACACAUAUUUUUUAAAUAUUAUUUCAGCCAAACAAACGAAGAGACGGAGCAAAUUGAACCAAGUUUGCAUAUCCUUUUAAGCUGGAUUUUUUUUUUUUUUUUUUUAAUAUUUAGUCGGGCUACCUUUGGUGAACCUUGAUAGUAUAUCUUCAGAGCUAAGACAGAACCUGAGUGCAGGUUUUCAUGACCACUGGAGAGGUUUUUGUGGAUGAGCGUAAAAUGUGACAGGGUCAAACAGCUUACAUGAGCUUGUCCUCAAAGCUACCUUGAAGCUGAUUGUGCACAUUUUUUGCAUUUCACUCUUGACAGAUGGAGCUACUCCAACAUGAAGCACUGAAGGACUGAAAUUAAAGAGGCCAGAAGUGAUGAAACUCUAUAGGACUGAUUCGAAUGCUUGCAUUAAAGAGGCAGUAGUGUUAACCAAGGCUGAAAAGUAAAUAACUCAUAAUGCGGACAUCCAAAACCUUGUUACUGAAUGACAUGAUUGAUGUGUUAAGGGUCUGGUGCUGGACCUUUACAGUAUGUUUUUGUAAGCAUGUGGGUGGGUAUAUAUUUUUAUGGCCUGAUACUAUCUCUUUGCAAGAGAAAUGACAGGUCAGAUAACACGUUGCCUGGUUGGAUAAAAGGUUUUGACACAACUUUGAUGAAUCUCCGUAAACAUAUUUACUGUCAAAAACUGCUUAAAACUUGCAACAAUUUUACUUAGAAAUUAAAAAGACGUAAAAUCUCUGAGCUGAAUUCCCCUCACAAAUAACCAUCUUGAUGUGUUUUGAUCAAUACCAAACUAUUUUUUCUGUACACUGUAACCUAAACAUGAGGAGAAAUCAAACAAAAGUAAAGCAAACAAGUGCAGCUAAAAAUAUGAUUGCAUUCCUGUGAUCGAGUGCUAAAUACUUGCACUCUAAAUGCAGCGGUGUGUAAAGGACACAGUCAGGGAGGGAGUCAUCCGAAACUCAUGUAACACUGCCAUGUUCUCUCUGCGAGGGGCUGCUUAAUUAUAUCUCCCCCGCUCAGAUCCGCAUGUUCUCACGUGGUCUCUGCAGAACACAAGUGAGGGGGGGGGGGCUGCUUUAAUUUACUCCAGCAAGUUCAUAUUUACUUUCUCUGUAUUCUUUAUGUAACUACAUCUGUACGUGGAUAAAAAAUGCUUACAUGUAUGAUCUGGCUGGUAACUAGACUGUGUAAUGGAGUGAGAACUUAAAAACUGAUCUACCUGAUUGUUCUGCCUGCUGUUAAACUUUUGAGCUGAGUGGUGCGUCUGCUCUGCUGCAGCUAUAGAGCUUUUUCCAUGGUAACCUGAUAGACUGGGAGCUUAAAGCAUGGUGAGCAUUCUUUAAUAAUGAAGGAAUACCCUGCUUAAAGGACACUACUCUGCUCACGCAGGCUGUUCGGACUGCACCUAAAUUCUCAAAAAGAAAAACACUUAUACUUUUACUUAUUUAACCAAGUGGUGGAUACUGUAAAUCAUCUUUGGUUGAUGUAAACAAAACAACAAUGCCUGAAAUGCUUUAAAAUGAUGCUAUCUAGUACAUUUACAGUCAAAGAACCCUUUGACUACAUUUUGUGUGUUACCCUAAGCACUAUCAACUCUGCAGCAGAUUGAGAAGAUAAUCACGGAAUAGUAGACACGCUUUCUCUCUUUCUCAUGUUGCAGAAACAGCUCUCAAAUUCUUUAGCAUAGCUCUUUGUGUGAGGAAAUACCCUUCUGCAUACCCCUGCAUAGUCAUAUCAGUGCAGAAUUGGUGCAGUCCUGUGGAAAAGGUUUAUUUUUCAUUGCAGAUUUUAAAAAAAGGCACUAUAUUGACAGAGCUAUAAAUUCUUCCCCUAAAAUCAGUAUCAAUCCUCCUCUACUCCCGUAAUGUCCUCUUCAGUUCCAAACAAUUGUUAUAAUAUUGAUGUUUUCGUUCCUUGUUUGUGAAGGCUGACAUUGAACAGGAGUUCAUGGGUCCUUCUGCAAAGUGAAACAUGGAUUGGUAGAGAACACCUAGCAGGCUUUAUCCUGUAGCCACUCAUGUCGUACUUGUAACAUUGCAAUGCGUUUCAGGCCACAAAGGACAAAUUAGCCUGCCGGUGUUUAGCUCGGCUCUGCUGCAAGGCUUACGUCACACUGUGCUGCAUUAGCCAUCGUCACCACUGCAGUACCACACUGGAUGUGUCUCUCUUCCUGUCUUUUCAAGCUUCUUGUUCUCCACACCAAACAUUGGCUCAUUCCUGUCUUCAGUCUGCUCAGCAUGUCAGUUUGUACAACCAUUUCCCCAGUCAGUUUUUAUGUUUCUUCAUGUUUUUCCCUCUUUGGAGUGAACUGUAUCAUCUGUCCCUCUCUCCCUCUCUCCACCUCCACUGCUCCUGCACACCCCCUCUUCCUGUCGCUGCUGCCAGUACCCCCGUACAGUAGAUUUGGCUGCUAGACCCGCUCUCCCUGCUUUCUGCGCCUUUGUCGCUUUAUAGAUAAAACAUCAAAGCACAUCCUGCUUAGAGAGAAAAAGGAUUUCAGGGACAUUCACUUGUUCUCAUUUUCUCCCUCUUUAAUCCCAUCUCUGCUUCUUCAUUCAUCUUAAUCCCCCUUUCCAUAGGCUCUCUCGUCACCUCUCUCAGUCCAUUUCACCUUCUGUACCGAACAUCAUUUAUAAUUUAUCAUUAUUCACUUUUUGACUCUUAAGAUCAGAUAUGUUGAUCUCUUUUACAUCUCAUCAACUACUAGAUCCCAUCCCACCCAUGAGGCUUUCAUUUUUCUUUAUAGCUAGAAUUGAUGGCUCAACUUUAUCGAUUUCUUACAACCUGACAGUGGAGGUCACAGGAGGGUGAAAGUAUUAGAGCUCAAAUCCAUAGAAAACUAGUCAGAGUUGAGUAAGGAACGAGGAAUGAGAGUGAAUUUCAAAAGAAGACGGUGCAUUGAGUAUUUUUUGCCUUGAGAGCUCUUUGUUUUUUUUGUUACUUGGAGGUUUAGGACUUCCUCUCCAUGUCUGACUCCAGUACUUUGGAUAGCAGCAGUCGGAGGAGUUGGGUUACUCUGGUGGAACUAUAUCUGCGUUUCUGUCAUCACUAAUCAGGAUAAGGGCUAUAUGGGUAACUAUCACUGGCAGUUAAUACCUCCGGCUUAAACAGGCAUCCAGAACAUGUCCCGGUAGUCUACUUGCCCAGUAAAACAACCCAUCCUGCAAGGCCCCGACAUGUACCUGUCACACACUUAAUGCAGCAAGUCCCUCAGCUUUGUUAUUGACAUCAGAAACCUGUCUAAUCUCAGCAGGCCGCAGCCUCUACACUCACAUGUACCCACACAAGCACACGCACAGUCUCGUGUUGCUGUAUUAGUAAGAAGCUUAAAGAAAGUAUUAUAAAUCUGUGCCCAAAUACAUGACUCUGCUCUUUGAUUUCAUCCGAUGAGGCCAUGUUUGUCCACGCUUGAAGGGUAAUAUCGGUUUCUUGGAUGAGUGUCUCUUGGACUGAACUUUUCUGCACUUGGCUAUUUCUCUUAGAUUCAAAGUGCCAUGCAGUGCAGGGGGUACUAAAUCCUUCAAGCGUAAGCCAGAUUGUAAGAGUGAGGAGGUUGUAAAGCAUGAGAGGUGAAACACUCACAAAGAAGAGAGCAGAUCCGGGGCCCUCACUUUUAAAUUACCAUUAACUACAGUCUUUGGUGAAUCCCAAAGCCACUGGAAACCUGAAUUCACACUAGCUUCUCAAUAUGCCAACCUCAUUUGCAGUGCCAACUAUCUUGAGAAAUGAUCGUUAGUUUACUAUUAUUAUCAUUUUUAUUUUUAUUAUUAUUAUAGCUCCAGGUUUAUCUGCCAGACAAUUUAAAUUCUUUGGGAAAAAUUCAGCAUUAAAGGGAUAUUCCGGCAUAAAACUAAGUUAUUGUCAAACACCGUAACGCCGAGUUAGACACCCAGUUGAGAGAUGAAUGUUGUCGACCACUUGCUUCUCUAGUUAUACCAACUUCAGUAAUGACUGCACAAUUGCAAUACAGAGAACCACGCACUCAACCAAAACGCCACUCUAUAGCCACAAAUAAUGCUCAGAACAGCACAUAACUGCAUCAACAGAACAUAUAGGGUCUCAGCACUAGUCACCAAACAUGUUUUUAGCUUUGCCUGGUUUCUUUAGCAAAGAGACUAAACACAACUCACCCACUCUAUUCCAGCAGCCGCCUGUUUGUGCAUAAACCUCAGGCCAGUCCAUUACUGAAUGCAGAGGGGUGACGCAGCUCAAGGAAGAACAUAUAUGAUCAUCUCCUCAUGGAAAUGCAAUCAGACCGAGAUGCUAAGACAGAGGAACUACUGUGUCUGCAGUGCAAAAUGAUUAAUAUGGUGAUUUUUACUUUAAGGAAAUGAUAAAGUAAUGAUCAUAAAUGUUCUUGCCCGGAGGUCUCCAUACAAACAAGCGGCUGCUGGAAGAGAGUAGGUGAGUUGUGUUUAGUCUCUUUGCUAAAGAAAUUAGGCAAAGUUAAAAAGAUGUUUGGUGGCUAGUGCUAUGGCUGGGACUCUCUAUGUACUGUUGAUGAAGUUAGGUGCUGUUCUGAGCAUUACUUGUGGCUAAAGAGUGUUGUUUUUGUUGAGGUUUGUUUAUGGCUCCUGAAACAGCUGUGUAUUGCUAUCGUGCGGUUGUUAAUAUAGUUGGUAUAACUAGAGAAGCAAGCGGUCGGCAACAUUCAUCUCUCGAGGGGGUGUCUAACUCGGUGUUACCGUGUGUUUGACCCUAAAUUAAUUUUACGCCAGAAUAACCCUUUAACAAUAUUUGUACAUAUACGUCUGUUGAUAAAGAAAACCAUCAACCCUGAGGAAUUUUAAUUUUUCUGAAUGUCAAACCUUUAAUCUUAUACAUAACUACUCUCAAAGUGCUGUAAUCAUAGCUCUUUUCAGACAAAACGCACCACCCACAACCAACAGAUAUCCUUUUUCUUGGUUUGAAACCAUAGACUGUAUAAAGAAUGGACAGAGUCUGCCUCCUUGCUGGGUGAAGCCACUCUGAGAACAGCACCCUCUGUUGAUGGGCUGCAGUAUAGGUCAUAAAUCCCGCCUCUGUCGGCAAAGCUCAUGGAGCUGUGGACAAACAUUAGAAACUUAUUACACAGAAUAUAUAUCAUAUAUAUAUCACUGCUUGUGAUGUUGACAUGUAGUUACUGUUGGACUGGUUUGUGCUCAAGUCCUCUUUUUUCUGUACAGCUCCAUUUUUAAAAGUUAUUUGGGGGUUCAUGUUUUCUAUGAUUGACACCUGAUACAGCCUACAGUAUUGGCGUUCAGGGAUUGCGUAGCUCUCCCGGAUGAUACGCUGUUUGAGCCGAGCAUCAUCACAGCGACUCUCUGCGACUGCGCGCCCGAAAGCGCGCAUCACUACUGCGCAACGCUGGUUUCAGGAAAUGAAGAAAAAUCCCGGAAAUACCGAGAGCUUUUUGGCUUCAAAUCUGUAUACUUGCGGGAGGCAAGUUGUCCAUAUUAUAUACAGUCUAUGUUUGAAACUGAUCCUCUUAAAAGGAUAGGCAGGCAAACACACCCCACUUCACACCCUGCAAAGUCUUCUUGAUUUGCUCCAUUUUUUCCUCCCAGCAGCUGACUGUCAACUGUCACCAGUCACCCACAGCCCAUUUUAGAUAAUCCCUCCACUCAAUAAUCAUCAUCAGCUCAGUGGGCCAGUUCAGUGAUUACACCAGAACUGAGGGAAGACGAGAACAUUCUGGAGGCUAAUCUUCCCUGACAGCCUCAUCAGCACAUUAGACCCGCAAACCAUCAGCUCACCAGCCUUUCAGCGCUAAACCAGUGUGCCAGGAAAUGUUUUGUUAAUGAUCUCUAGAAAUUUAAGUAAGAUAUGAGACCUUUCUGGUGAGUUCUCUACACUUAACCAAGAAAGCAUAGGUAUCAUGUGUAUCUACAGACGCUUCCAAGGUAUAAUAGAUCUGGUGGGUUAAAAGGCCAUCACAAGUGAAAAGAUGAUUUACUUUUUGGAAAUGGGAACAAACAUUUUCAAGUUUUUUAAUCUGUUACUAAUGUGGAUCUUUUGUAUCUCAUUUUCUCUGCCAGAGCCAGGCAGAGGCUCACUAUAAGGGGAAUCGCCAUGCUCGGAGGGUGAAAGGGAUCGAGACAUCCAAGACAGCUCGUCUCCAAGAUGGUGACAGGCAGCACCCUCCCUCUACUGCUUCACCCUCCCCACUAGGCCCAUCACCAUCCAGUCCUGAGCCUGAUAAGCAGGGUGAGCAUUACCUUGGGCUUUUGUUUGUGAUGCAGACAAACGCAGGAAUCUGUUACUAAAUGGCACAAAGGUUGGACAAGAGUUGUUGUGGUGAGCUUACCAGAAGAGUGUCCUCAAGUGUUGAUACGACUGCACAGCUAAAAGGGAUUUGUCAAGGACACCUUAUUAUCAUCUUCACCAUCACCAUCAUAAUGACACAAGGCUUGAUGACUAAAGGGUGUAGUUGACUUUGCACAAGUUCUUCACUCACUUGACAAACUUUGUGUUGUUUACAGAUGACCCCUCAUCCUGUUCCAGCUCCAACAAAUCACCUUUGACCCCUAGCCACCUUCCAAUACCCACACUGAGCUCUGCAGACACAGAGUGUCCUCUCUUGCCUUCUGUCAGCAUGCCCUUGUCAUCCUCCCCCUCACCCUCUGCGGCCCUCAGUACCCCGUCUGCGGAUCCAGCAGCAUCUGGUAUUCCUGACACCCCGUCCCCAGCACCCAGUCCUUUGUCAGGGGAGUCAGAGGAAGAGAAGGCUAAGAAGCUUCUUUACUGUUCAUUGUGCAAAGUCGCUGUUAAUUCCCUCUCACAACUGGAGGCACAUAACAAAGGUAAAUUCAAAACUGCUUUUCAGAGUUUUAAGUACAACAGGCUACAGAGCAUGCAGUGUUAAGAAAGGAAAAGCUUUAGAGACAAUGGUAAUUUGCAGUAUUCACUCUUUAGAGCAGCUUCUCACAUGGCCCUUUAAAGGCAAUCCUGCACUCUGCAGUGGGACCAGAAAUCUAAAGAAGAUGCUUUAGUGCCACUUAGUGGUGAGAACAGCAGGUUAAGAACUGUCUGUGGUUUGAUUCUGUACACACUGUAGAUGACUGCGGUAAAACUAAUACUUCCUCCUCUACAUCUUGUAUAUUUUCUCAAGUGAACAGCUGAGGAAUUGGUUUCCUUAACUUUCAAUCAACCAAUAACCAGUAAAUCAAAAGAUUUCCCCUCAAGGUGCACUGAGUAACCUCCUCAUGAAUUGUUUACCCUGUUACUUGAAAGCUAUAAAUUUAACUUAUUUACUUUUUUAUUUCUCAUUCAUGUUAAUCAAGUGUUUUUUUUCCUUCUUGAGUUUGAUAAAGAUACUGAUCUAGUACAUAGUCUCAAUUACAAUUAUGGUUAAAUAUUUUCUUUUGAUGGUUUUUAGGUACCAAACACAAAACCAUACUGGAGGCUCGGAGUGGACUAGGGCCAAUAAAGGCAUACCCACGUUUGGGUCCUAAACCCAACCCAGAACAGGGAGGCGAGUUUUCCUCCGACCAGAACACUCAGGAACGCACAUUUCACUGUGAGAUCUGCAACGUCAGAGUAAACUCUGAGCUGCAGCUCAAACAGGUAGGAAAUCUGCAAACAGAUACAACUAUCUUGACUAGAGCAGAGUGCAAGCAACCUUUAAAUCCAAUUUCUGUUUUUGUCUUUUUUUUUCAAUUUACAUUCUAGCAUAUAUCAAGCCGGAGGCAUCGAGAUGGAGUCGCAGGGAAACCUAAUCCUCUUCUCAGUCGGCACAAGAAGCGCACAGAAUAUAUGGUAAAGACUCCUCCCUUUAGUGUAUUUCUAUGUACUCUUUUCUACCCUGUGAAAACAUGGUGAUGAAGGCUUUGAUUAAACCCUUGCAGACUAAAGGGAUAUUCUGGCGUAAGAUGAAGGGGUCAAACACACCGUAACACCAAGUUGGACACCCCCUCGAGAGAUGAAUGUUGCCGACUGCUUGCUUCUCUAGUUGCCAACUUUAGUAACAACCGCACAGUAGCAAUACACAGCAGUCUGAGGAGCCACACGCUCAACCCAAACGCCAUUCUAUAGCCACAAAUAAUGCUCAGAACUGCACCUAACUUCAUCAACAGUACAUAUAGGGUCCCAGCCAUAGUACUAGCCACCAAACAUCUUUUUAGCUUUGCCUGAUUUCUUUAGCAAACACAACUCACCCUCUCUCUUCCAGCAGCCGCUUGUUUGUACAGAGACCUCCGGGCGAGUCCAAUGACUGCAGCAGGGUGACGCAGCUCAAAGAAGAACAUUUAUGAUCAUUACUUUAUCAUUUCCUUGAAGUAAUAAUCAUCAUAUUAAUCAUUUUGCUCUUGGUCUGAUUGAAUUUCCAUGAGGAGAUGAUCAUAAAUGUUCUUCCUUGAGCUGCGUCACCCCUCUGCAUUCAGUAAUGGACUGGCCUGAGGUCUCUGUACAAACAAGUGGUUGCUGGAAGAGAGAUCGUGAGUUGUGUUUGCUAAAGAAAUCAGGCAAAACUAAAAACAUGUUUGGUGUCUAGUACUAUGGCUGGGACCCUAUAUGUACUGUUGAUGAAGUUAGGUGCUGUUCUGAGCAUUAUUUGUGGCUAUAAAGUGUCGUUUUGGUUGAGCGCGUGGCUCUCUGUAUUGCUAUCCCGGCUUGUUAUUAAAGUUGGUAUAAUUAGAGAAGCAAGCCAUCGGCAACAUUCAUCUCUCGAUGGGGUGUCUAACUUGGUGUUACGGAGUGUUUGACCCUAAUUUAAUUUAAUGACAGAAUAUCCCUUUAGCCAGCCUACUGGUCGCAUUUACUGAUAUUUUUCUUAACUUUCUCACAGGAACUUCCAAAAACUCUGGGGGCUGGACUAUUACCAAAUCCUUUGGCUGUUGCUGCAGCAAUGGCAGCUGCGGCUUCCUCCAAUCAGUUGGCAUUACGCCCCCCUGGCCCAACCUCCCACCCUCAUCCCCAUCAUCACCUCCUGCAGGGAACACCCCUCAGCCUGCUGAGACCCGCCCCUGGUCCGAUUCGCACUACGCAUGGGCCAAUCCUCUUCACUCCUUACUGAUGGCGAGAGGAUGAGGACAAAUCAGGAAGAAGCACACUGUGAAGUGAUGGCCUGCAACUGUGUGCCAUCGAGAGCUAAAUCAGCUGGUGUGGAUCCAGCAAGGGACAUUACUGUGACUCUUGAUGUGCAAAUGGUAGUUGCAGAUCACUUCUGUUACCUGGGAAAUUAAACUAAAGUAAAACUGACGAAUCUCAGACUUUUCAACGAGAUUUUGGUUGCCCAUUCUUCUACUUUUCCCUUCACCACUCAACUAUCUGCCAAUCACUGAGCAGACUCUGGAAAAAAAAAAAGAUCAAGCAUGGAUUCUUUAAACAUCUGAAACUACUUUCAUCUGAUGAUCCACUGUCUCUGAAUCAAAACCCUACCUCUCUUAAGUUUUUAAUGUUCACCUCUGGAAGGAUUCACAACAUAGCAUAUCCAAAGCAUUGAUAUUAACAGAAACAUGCCUGCUGGGUUAGAAAUAGUAGUUGCCUCAGAUGUUAGCUGGUAUCAUAUAGUAGCUGUCACAGUAUAGUGGAUUGUACCACAGUCAAGUCCUGUUUUUGUAGCCUAUAAAGAUAAAAAGGCACAGAAAACUUACAUACUGUUUUCUGCAGAUGGUGAACAUUGCUCCUGACUUGAUUUUCAGAAUUCUCACAGCGCGCCAACACAGUCUAUAUUUACCUCUGUGGGGCAGACAAGAUACACAAGUGUAGAUAUAACAUGAUGUCUUAAAUCUGUGCUAAUAAGUAAACCAACCACAUUUUUUCAGAUGGCAAGGUUGAGAAGCACCUUCUACUGGUGCACUAUGCAGCAAACAUGUUUCUCUUACAUGUUUGCGUAAAAUGCAGUAAGGUUGGAGAAAAGAAAAAAAAAGAAAGUGGAGGGAAACUGUCAUUGCUUUGACAAUUGAUUCCCCAAAUUCACCCUGCAUAGCAAAGAAGGGGCAGCAAUGUUGUGCAUCAAAACCCCCAAAGCACAAUGAGUAACAGUCGGUACAACCAAAUCUACACGCAAACAGCUUGAAUAAAUUUAGAGUGAACAUCCAUUAUUUUCGUAUCUGGGCUUUACUGUGCUAAAAUCAAAAGGUGUCAGUAUGUUUAAGGCUUCACUGUGAGCACAGCACCAUGAUGGGCAGUUUAGGAUUUUAGCCGCAGGUAUUUGCAUUACGUGCACAUUUAAAUAUGCAGACCACAUUUCCACCACAGCCCCAUUCAAGGUGUGAGGAAAACAGUGGAAUGAAAGACACCAGCAUUAUGUUACAGAGGGAAAAGAAGAGGACCACAUACCCAUGUGUCUAGUUGUAUGCAAAAAAAAAAAAAACAACCAACCGUUUGUUGUAGUACUAUAAGCUUGUGAAGGGUUACAAAAAUGUCGGUUGUCCGCUCUGCAGCGUAGGUGCUUCCUACAUGACUGAAUUAUCCCGGUGAAAACUCUCAUGAUGGCUUGUAAAACAUUAGAAGGAAGCUUUAGGAAACAGAAACUGUAGCAAUACUUUGAGCACUCCAGCUAACUUUACUUGUUCAAUGCAAUAAAAGAAAAUGUCUACAAAUCUAUGAACUGUUACGUAGGACAAGUGUCUUAAUCAUUAUUGUAAAUGUAGAUCAUUAAAAAAACAAAAAUGAAACGUUGGACUCCUAACUGUUGAAUUUAAACAAAAAUCUAUAUGAAAUAAUUAAACUGAGUCUACGGUUCUAAGCAAUGUCGAGUUGUAUUCUUUUCAUACAUUUUUUAUUUCAUAUAUCAAAUUUCUUUUGACAUGUAGGACUGUAAUAAAGUCAACUAUCAGAAAUGAUGGGAUAUAUCCAGUUUUGGUGUCCAGAUUAUUCAUAACCAAAAAUUCAUUGAGUUUUACAGGGUAGCGCAGCUCACAUGAAGCCAUAACGCAUCUCUAGCUUUUCCCUACUCAGUACCUACUGAAAAAGGGGGUGUAGGCAAUGCUGCUCUUUUGUAGAAAAAGGGGGAGGUAGACAGGUUCUAAAGUAAUACAGCUCAAAAUUAGACACUGUAGAGAAAGUGCGGACAGGAAAUAACUAUGUGACUGUGGCGUCAGGCAGACUACAGACUUUCCGAUCAGCAGAAAAAGCAGAAAUGAAAGCAUUGACUGAAGCACCCAGAAUGCAACAGGACAGACAGUGAAGUACUAUGAAGUAGUUCUGGAGUUAGCAGAAGCUCUCAUGCUCCCUAAACCGGUAGCAAUUUUGAAGUGUAAAGGACACAACAUAACAGACUCAGCUGUAGCCAAGGAAAUUGAAGCAGCUGAUGCAGCUGCAAAAUGAGCAGCUGGUUAUGAAGUAACGUACCCUAUUCUGACAGCAAGCCCAGAUGUAAAUAUUCCCACAAAAACGUGUACUAGACAGGUAAAAAGAGCCAACAGAACCCUAAAAAACAAAAUUGGCAAAAAUCUGUGCAGAUUCUAAAUUGACCUAGGUAGAGGCUUUGCUUAUUGCACUGGUGUUUAUCAGAGCUUUCUCUAACAGCAGCACAGGGUUCUCUCCAUUUGAACUUGGCACAGGUUAGCUUUUUGAAAGUCCUGCUACAGUGGGUUUAAAGGGAUAUUCCAGCGUAAAAUUAAGUUAGGGUCAAACACACCGUAACACCGAGUUAGACACCCCCUUGAGAGAUGAAUGUUGCCGACCGCUUGCUUCUCUAGUUAUACCAACUUUAGUAACGACCGCAGAUAGCAAUACAGAGAACCACACGCUCAACCAAAAAGCCACUCUAUAGCCACGAAUAAUGCUCAGAACAGCACCUAACUUCAUCUACAGUACAUACAGGGUCCCAGCCACAGCACUAGCAACAAAACAUCAGUAUUUUUGCUCACUGUAUUUUUGCUGGUGUUGACAUUUCAUCUGCAGUCUAGUGAUAAUUAGGACGUACAACAGAGGACCCUGAAGGACACCUUUUGGACAUGCAGUGUUGGUAAGUUGACCUCGUGAUAUGAGGUCAAAAGGGGGAUUGUUAGAAUAAAUUGUAAAUUUGGAGAUGAUUUGAUGAAGGUGCAUAAAGAAUUAACAAUUGUGCGCAUUGCAGUCAUGUACUGAUGGAUAAAAGGAAGAAGGAUAAAAGCUCCAGGGAGGCUAUAGAUCACCCUGUACAGAGGAAGAGAACAGUGUCCAUAGUAUGAGGUUUUUGCUUUGGCUUUUCUUCGUAGUUGGCAAGUAAGGUGUCCUGUACCGAAUAAAGAUGUUCAAGUUGCACUCAGACGUAUGAAAGAGAAAGUGUGCAGAGAGUGCUCUGUGGUUUAAACUUUCACAAAAGGAAGGUGAUAGAACUUACGGAGGUGUUAUUUAUUUACGUCUAUGAUACGUGCUUUUUUAAGCAUACUUAGAUCAUCUGCCCAGCAGCAGCAAAACUGUAUGAUUGAAUGUGUGUGUGUUAGAGAUGAGUGUAGAAUGCAUAACACAAUUCCUUAUUAGGUAAACAGGUGGACCCACUCGAGAAGAAACCAGCCUACACACUAAGACAAUAUCA